CAAGACAAUUCAGCAGCGCGUGAACAGGCUGUCGCUAAGGAAUUCACCUUAGGUGUCCCCCCUCCUUCUCCCCCUCACCAAUAGAAUAUUGUUUUAAUUUUGACCAAGACCUGGGAAAGGGAAGAGGAAAACAGAGGCGAGAUUCCGCAUGAUGUGUCUCCGGACUGUUGAUUCUGUGUCAUUUGUUGAAUGGUUUGGCGGAGGAGACGCGCGCAGCACAUUAACGUGUUGAAACGCCAUUUACGCCGGACAGCGGAGGCAGGGGGACUUUUCUCAUAGGUUUGCCUCUUUUUGAUAUGAAACCUGACCCGAAGAUGCUUUAGCGUAUCAGGGGCCAUCCAUAUUUUCUCGGUAUGUAAUUUUUUUUUUCCAGCAGAGGAGUGAUAUAGCCUGCUCUGACGUCUGCAUCAGAUAUUACCCACUGCUUUUUCAAUGUGCAUUUUCCCCUCAGUGACUUUGCGCUGAUCUACAUCAUCAUCAACAGCAGCAGCAGCAGCAGCAGAAAAAGCAGCAACGAGGGCACAAAAAUCAAGGAAUGAAGAUUUCAUUUUUCUUUUUUUUCCCUUGAACCCACCGCUCCCCUCUUGCCGAGCAGCGUUUCCAGCUCCAACAACAAAUAUCUGUGAACAACACCACGGUGUGGAAUAGUCUGGCGCCGGAGCGUCGCUGGAACCAUGCCUCUUCUGCAGAUUUGGACCGGGAAAUUUCACCCACCGAUUUGAUCACCGGGAGGCUGCUGCUCACUCAUUCAUGCCAGUGUUGGUGUUUUUAAGGGGAGGAACACUUGUCAUCACUUUUAAAAGUAUUGUGUAUGCUGUUUUUGAGCAAAGAUGUCUGAUCUCCUGGUGUUGGUCGAGGGGCUCUGUGACCUGCACGGAUUUCCAUAGCUGAGGGAAAACAGCGGGGGCCAAUUAGAGCAGAUUUUAAAGAAUCCAGAAGCCUCUUUUAAUGAAGACAUCGUAUGCGUACAUGUAGGCUUAGUUAGUCGACAUUCUCAAAGGCAAUUAUCUUUUUUUUUAAUUGCCACUUUUUACUUUGUGCGUUUUCUGGAGGACCACUGGACUGGUUGGAUUAUAGAAACUAUAUCUAAGGAUUUGUGGAGAUGUUGGGUCGUCAAGAAGAUAAAUUAUGUGGAAUUUUCUCUGCUCUGGCGGCUUUGUCCUUCGUAUGCUUUGUUCAAAGGUAAGAAAAACCUCGCCUGGAAAAAGCUUUCACAGAAGCAGACGUGAUUACCGGUCAAUAAAAGGGCUGAGAUGUGGCAAAUCGCAUUAACGGGGUACCCAGGCCUACUUAUUAGGGGCAUUGCUGCCGAUAUGGGCUCUAAUAGACGGUGCUGUGGCGCGCGCGAGCGUGAAAACAUGCGCGUGCACUCCAGCAGGGCUUUUGUAAAACGUAACCUGCACUUGAUAUAAGAACAUAGGGGAAUGUAUACUGUGUUUUUCAUCAGUAAGACGACUUUUGGUGGGGUCCCUACAUGAUAGCCCCCAGUGGGCUUCAACAGGCUCAGUCGAUGAUUAGAUGAUGGGAUCAAUCAACCGGGGAUCGAUUGAUUACGCCAUGGUGAGCAGCUACAUGUACGAGUCCACUCUGCCGUGGCCCCUCGGCCUACAAGCCUACUUAUUUAAUUCAUCCCUCGAAACGCAAAGUAGUCCAAAAUUCCCAUUCAUGUAAUCUUCCUCAUCACCCAUUUUAUUGACUGGAGCCAAAUCAAUCAGAUUUCAAAACAAGCCCAGCAGGUAAUCAGCCCUACCUGCUGCUCCUCUGGCAGAGAGGAGGCUGCAAGAUUUAAGGUUUUAAUAAAUAAGCUCUUGUCCAGGUCUUGUAAUGUAAGAGUGUGAAUUACAGCACAAGCCUUUAUGAACAUCAUCACAGCCACAAUCCCCCCUGAUCAGCCCCCUUUAUUGUUCUGUUGUUACAAAUCCCCAGUGGCCUUCUCCCCCUCCUUCUCCUCCUCCCCCUCUCCUGUCUGCAGUCACCUACAGCCUCACUUAUGAGAUUUAGGCGCCCAGCCAGAACUGGGUCGCACCACUUUUUGACAUUUUGAUUCCAUUAGAAUAACCCGGAAUCAUCCCGGCCCGUGUUCCAGGUGUCACCGAGAUUCCCUCUCAGGUGUCAAACCCACAAGUCUCGUAGCCGGCCAGCUUGAUGAACAGCUGCACAGCCUAUGAGCUAAUUGAAGAGUGCUUCCCUGACUGAGCCCAGGGCUAGCGCUCCUGUCAGGGGAGCAAUUUUAACCCACUUCUUCCACCUCGUAUCCCUCCUCCCCUUCCUCACCUGCACUCAUCCCACACACCCAUUCCCCCUAUAACAAGGAACCUCAGCUGGGGAGCUGGUCUAUGCCAGGUGAUGCAGGUCAUGGCACCAAUGUGAUAGAUGUCGGUCAGACAAGUGUGGACUUUUGGCUCCCUCUGAGGAUGGUCUCCUACAGUGAUUAUGUAGAUAUAUAACAAAUAAAACUGUGCCCUACCCGAUUACUCAGCCAAAACAAAAGCAACUCCAAAUACGUCCUCACUGAAUGAAAAACACCCAUGAAAUAAUUAGAGGUGUCUCAUCAUCUCAUCCCCUCAGCUGAAUUAAAAUCCUUUAUUUACUUAGAUGAACUCAGAUGAGCUUUUUGUCUUUUUUUUAGGGAAAACACUGGAAAAACGACGAUGAAUUCAUCUUUUAUCUUGAAUCUUGAAAUACAGUAAAAUGCACUUACAAGGCCUUGUUUUCAACCUGCUCCAUGACAACGCAGGAGCCACUGUGUUAUUUUGUAUUAUGCAUUAGGCCAGAUCAAUAUAUUUGCCUGAAAACAGACUGCAACAUCCAAAGAAAGUACCAGAUAUAACAGUUUGAAGUGAAAAGCUUGCUUUUGCGAGAGUGGAAUAAUUACAAUUGGUGUCAGCGGACAGCAACAUGAGAUUGAACCGGUUUUCUAGCAUUUUCUUUUUGUGAUUUUAUUGUUGGCCAUUUUAUUUACAUUUAAUGUCUCCUAUGUGAAACACUUUGCAUGCUGAUAAGAAAAGUGCUGCUAAAAUAAAGUGAAGUAUGACUAAAAUGAAGAACAAAACAGAUAAAAUAAGACAAAGUGUUCACUGUAAGAGAAGUGAAAUGGGUUUUUUUUAAUCAUAAGAAGCAGUUUCUCUUUGUCGAGGCACAUUAUUGACGCAAGAGCUUCCUCUUCAAAGGUGGCACUCAUGUCAUCAAUGUUGAGAAAAAAGAUUACAUACUGUGUGAUUCUUAGUACAGACUGUAUUUUGUACAGUAACAUUUUUAUGAUAGACGUAACAGCUCUGUUUUUGCUUCCAUCUCUUACUCUCGUGUCUUCUCCCCUCAGCUCCUCCACUGGAAGCUCGGGAAUGUCUGUGGCCAAGACUACCGUGGACAAGUUGCUGAAGGGAUAUGACAUCCGUUUAAGGCCUGAUUUUGGAGGUAGGUGUUGUGGUGGCUGUGUCUGUUUCUAGGAGAAUUUCCUUUCACGAGCCGAGGUGUGCACGCAGCUGCAUUUACGAGUCAUUCCUCUGGAGUCUGUCGAAGUGUUGGCCUGUGGCACAAUAUAGGGGAGAGCUUUGAAGUGACUGCUCCCAUGUCAUUACUAUGCAUCUAUUCACAUAUCGAAGAUGGCUGCUCCUCGAGAAAUAGGGCACACACUAGGAAAAGAGAGCCAACACUGUUUUUUUUCUAAAUCAGGGAUAGUCAAUGUAUUGAUUUUUAAUACUCUAUGAUCAGAGAUGCUUCAGGGCUUCUUUGUAUUGCUUUUUUUUUUUUUUUUUUUUUUUUUUUUUGCAGUGUUUCUAAGCGUUUGAUUUGCAGAUCAGAGAAAAACCUUCUGCCCCAUUAACUUUUAUUGGAAAUUGUGCAUCUCCUAUAUCCGCUCUUAGAAAUAAUGGUUAUGUUGAUAAUUGCUGAAAAUAGAAGGCGUGGGUUAGAAGUCAUUAGUGUAUGUCAUUUGGGUUGAUUGUUUUACUGAAACUAUUAACCACAAAGACGUUUGCAGGCAUAAAAAUAGUCGGAUUUCUGUCUCCUUUAAUUUUCUUACGAUCAGACUGCUUUCACGAAAAAUUGAAGGGUUUUGGACAUUUUGAGGAUAAAAAAUAUUUGCAAAUGACGCAUGGUGCAUAAGCAUCAUGUGUAAGAUGAUUUUGUGGAGGAUAUUUUCUGUUUCAUGGUUUUGCCCACAGCAUCUGGGUGUCUGGUCUGUGCAAGGCCGCUAACUGAUGACGUCAUGUUUCAGCACUGACUGACAGCUGCAGUGAUGGCUCUAAUUCAGCAGAGUGAAUGAUUGCCUCGAUUAAUUUCAGCACCAGCCUCAUUGUUCCCGCUCAUGCUCGUGGUGUUUUCAGAAAGUUUGUAUUCAGAGAAGCUUAUGGCCACUUACUACACACACUGUCUGCAAAACAAAGAACAAAGGAGGCUUUUACUUCCAGCAUGUUAACAGAGUGUGAUGUUAAUUUAAUGAGAGCGAGUAGCACAACAGUGUGUCUGUUGCCACUUAGAUUUCCUCCACCGUCUUGUUUUGCAUGGCCAAAAGUCUACUGUAACUCAAAAGUGAAACAGUUUUCCUCUGUUGGUUUGUCAAAAACUUCUCUUUUCAUGGAAUGUGUAGAGUUUGGAAAAGUCAGGAAAAAUUAGCAUAAAAAUCAGGUUUGAUGCUUGUUUAGUGGAGACAAUAUCGAAUGACUCACCCAGACUCUAAGUAGAAUUACAUGCACAGUUAAGUCGAGCUACGGUCACAGUUCGAAAAGGAGAUUUAACUGGACUACUGUCCUUGUCCCUGUUUACAGCCACUGGGCAAGAAUGGGUUCAAUGAAAGAAGUAUGUCCUCCCCGCCACAGUCGAUGACGACAUGUUCCCUUUUAGCUCAUUACUACUGGUUCACCUCCAGGUUGGCCUUUCACGUACUAAAACAAUCAUGUCAGUGUGGCUAACAGGAUGUGCGUAUAAUGAUGAAAACACAGCCACUUUUAUAGCACUGUUACUUUUGUACAUUAGGUACAACUGCUUUAUCUAUUUCCACAUCGGUUCUUUGUCAAGGUUUUGUCUGCCGCUCAGCUUCCAAGCAACACACUUAUGCUGCUCAACUUCUGGGUUAGAGCCUGGCAAACAUGUCCAAAACACUUCGGCCAGUUUCAGAAUCUUUAUGUGGACAUUUUGAAAUUGGGGUUUUCUCUUCAGCUGCAAGUCUGACACCUACCCCUUUGCACUGGUUUCAGCGGUUUAAAAUGAAAACUCUAAGACCAGAUCUUUUCUUAGGAAGAGCAAUAAGCUCUGAACUGGAUUUAAUGUUUCCAGGCCAUGAAUGCUUUGGUGCCCUUUAAGGGUGAAAGAGUUGCACCGUGUGCAUAUUUAUGUUAUUCAAGGAUUUAUCAGGACCACAGUCCUCAUCAUGACACUGGGGCUAUGAUGGGCUGUGUUUAACCCGAAUGUCUGAUUCCCUUUUGUAAGUUAAUGAAUCUGAGUUUAGUUAAUGUUUCGUGACAGUUGAUCAUUUUAAUGGCAGUGAUGCAGCUAAUGCUCUCAACAUAACCAGUGUUACGUGCCAUCAGAAGUUGAGUAGGGCAGGUCUCAUCAGCCGUUGUGUUAGGAUGUUAUGUUCUGCUUGAAAUGGAAAACAAAUUGAUAAAACCUGAUGAAGAUGUCAGGAAAUUUGAUUAAUGGCGUGGGGCACUGAUGACACUGGUGCUGCAGAACAAAGGAGCCGUGUGCUUUCUCGUCAUGAAUAGGACCCUGGUCACUAAGCUGUCCACACCCUCCAACAAUUAAUUACAUUACUAGAGUAGGGGUGUGCCAUAUCAUACCAUGUACAGUAAUACUAGUGUACAUUUUUCGGUGAUAUAAAUUUGUCAUAUCGCAGUAUUUACUCGUAGGGACUCGAUGACGUAUGAUGUUCCCUACUGCAUACACAACAACAAUAUCCGAGAGUGAGAGCAGCACAGCAGCAUCAACUUCCUCAAAUGAGGAUCUAGUGCCAAAAGGGAACUACCGCUGUGGUGUGGUUUUGGUUUGGCUAACACAGCUAUUAAAUUUUAUCAUCUAAAGCUAAAACACACGGGCGAAUAUCAGUAGGCUUUGAAGGCACGUGAUGAGGACUUGAAAGCAGCUACAGGUGUUCAGAGUAAGAGUAAGCAAAUGGCUCAGCGGAGCAUUGCAGGAGCACUCUCUGCACUCCAUACUAUUAAAAAAAAAAACAGAUGGUGGCAGGACAUUACCGAAGCGUAAUGUUAGGGUCGUGUCACAUAUUGUUUGGCCAAAGACAUGAAGUCAGUUCAGGCUGUCGGAAGGGAAGGCUUCAAACACUUAAUGAAAAAAUCGCGGGUACGACUGACGUGGUCCAGCCAAACCUUCGACCCUAUAUCAGCCUGACAGUCCAUUACAUAGGCUACGACUAGAAGCUGCACUACUCCUGUCUUGAAACCAUCAACAUUCCCAAGGAUCACCUGGGGGAAAAUAUUGUGAGUGGAUUAAGGGAGUUUCUUGAGUCAUGGAAUCUAUAAGAGGACAAACAGGUGUGUGUAACAACAGACAACGGGGCUAAUGUUGUCAAUGUUGUCAAACCUUUGCGUAUGAGGACAUACUUAAAAAUAAAAAACAUGGGAUUUUUUUUUUUUUUUGGGGGGGGUAUUAACUCCUGUCCUGUUAAUAUAUGGCAAAUUUUAAUUUAUUUUCAUAAUUUAACCCCUUUUUACAAACAAUAAUAAAAUGCUUAAUAAUAUUUUGUUCUGUAAUUUUCUCCCCAUAUCAUCAUAAAUAUCGUUAGCGCAAAUUGCGAUGAAAUAUCGAGAUAUCAUUUUGAGGGUAGAUCGCCCACCACUAACUAAGAGGGACAGUCACAACUGCCACUUGGUCAUCAAUGACUGCGGUCGAAUAGCAUGUUUGUACUUUUAAGCUGAUACACCUUAACUGUCUAUGUGUGAAAUAAAUGUUGGAAAGCACUCGCACAGAAGUGAAUCUGUGCAGUUCCCGUGUCAACAGCAUUUGAGGUCCAGGAUUUUACUUGUAAACUUGAAGCCCUGCACUCUGCAUCCUACAAAAGUUGUCAAAAGCCUCUUCAUGACAGUGGGUGACGGCGCACAUGGGAAAUGCAGCAGACUACACACUGGAUAAACACCACUGAUUACAUCCAAAGAGGUCACCAGAUCAUCAUGACAUGAAAUCUCCUCCCAGUAUCUUUAAGUGUAUAAUACUCACCUGAGUGUCCUUUGAACAGGCUGCUUGGAGCAGCGAGCAGCACACCACACUUGAUGAGAGUAUUCAGUGGGAAACAUAUAGCAGGUGCACCUCCUCGUAUAACCUUCCUCUGGAUGGAUUCUCAGCCAAAAAACAGAUGCUCUGAUGAAGGCUCAUGUGCCAGAGAGCGUGAGCCUGAUGUUAGCCAUUGUGAAAAUAUGUUAUAGUUGAGGUUACGCCUUCACUCUGUGUUUUGGACCUCUGCCAUCACAGAGCGGUUUCAUAGAUUUAAUGGAAGAGGCAUGAGAGGAAGCUGCAGAGAAACAUCUCAUGCUCUGUGUAUCUUAGAGCAAAAUCAACUUUCCUUUUUUUAUGAUGCUUGUUGGUAGUUAGUCAGAAUUUGUAAUUUGCAGACAAUGUCACUUGGGGAAUUACAGCUUGCAAGGUCUGUCCUCGUUAAAUAUUUAAUAUGACUCCAUUGCAAACAAACAGUGUCUCAAAGUCAAUGUUUCCAUAACAUGUUCACUUCGCGCUCUGCACAGUUGAUGUAGCGAGCAGCUUGGGGGCUGUGCUGACUCUUUGGGUUUCUUUUUGCACUUGGCAUCACUUGUGGCUGCACUGAUGACCAUACAACUUUCAGGGUUUGAGCUCAUCUAUGGUCUUCUUAUUACCAAUUCUGUUUUCACUCAAAAUAACUCCAAACAAAAGGUUCACAAAAACACAAGCCUUGUCUGCCAUGAAUGAUCAGACUUUACACUCAUUGUGAGACUACCAUUUAGUGACAGUGAUUUCGUGUACUGUACAUUUCUAUGUAAACAAAGGGGCCAGACUUGCCUUUUCACCUUUUUAUCUUCAAUAAAGAUGGACAUUUGUUCAACUUCUGACUUCUUGAAGACACAAACUAGGUUCACAGUUAAAUAUUUGACAGUCCUGCAUUAUACACAUUCAAAAUUUUAUCGAACAAACUACAAAUUGACACACACACAUUGAGACACGAAACCAGUAGCAAAAAGCAAAAGUGAUGAAAUUGAGGAAUAAAUUGAUUUCAUGUCAAGUUCCAAACCAACAAUUAUUUCGCGUUAUCUUCCCUUGCUUGUUUUUUCAGCCACUUUGACCUCUUUUCAGACAUUGUUUCUGCAAACAUAUAGGAUUUGGUGUUUUGGAGCAGCUCUGGACUGCACUGGCGUGGGGAGAGUUAAGUAUUAAAGAGUGAAUAUCCCAAGCAAAGAGAGAGAGAGAGAAAAAGAGAGAGAGAGAGAGUUGCUGUGCUUCCGCCUCAGGCCUGGGAGCUGCAGUCCAUCAUGUCUUGAUAUUUCCAACAUCAGUCAGCUACUUCUGUCGUGACACAACUGCUGACGACCUUCAGCUCUCCACGUUCAACAAAGAGGGUUUUAAUUUGGCACAGUGCUGGACACUGACUGUGGCUCCUUACAGCCAAGACAACUCCCAUAUUUGAAAUGAAAACUAACUGGACAUGUGCAUCAGUGGACAGAAGACUGUGUUUUCAGUAGUCAGAAAGAAUCUGCCAAGCGUGAUGCCACAGGAUUGUAUCCUAAAGACAAACCCGCUCUGCAGUUACGCAUCCCCGUCCCUGCCUUCUUCUGUAUUGAUUUGGGUUUUUGCAAAGGAACAGAAUUGUAAUUUUCUUGCAGAUAUCAUAAUCAUAAUGUAAUUUCUUUUUGUAAGUUGCAGAAAAAACUUGUGUCUUUGAAACAUUUUCAAGGCUAAUGCAUGGGUUGCAAAUGGUAUUUCUCCUCUUUCAUUAUCUGUUCGCAUGGAUUUAUCACCCUUGGCUGUAGCUUCCUAACAAACUGCCCGUGGUCAUAGAGCUGAGUCAUAGACCACAACCUCCAUAUAACCUGAAUGAUGCAUUACGUAGAGUUAGAUCCAGCACAGUAAUCAGAGCAGUGUGAGCCGCCUUUGAAAUUCUUAUUUUUUUAAGAUAGCACCAAUGUUUUUAAUUGAUUCAACACAUUGGUAAAUCUUCCAUCACAACACUUCGACUAUUGGCAUAAAAGCAGCAAAAUACAACAAGAAGUUAAAAUCAAACCAUUUGUAUAAGAUGACUGUUACUGUAGUUAUACUAAAUCAAUGCAUGAAAUGGAAGAUUUGCUUUAAAAUGAUAAAGUCUUUUUCUUAACUUUGAUUUAUUUAUUUUUUUUAUUAUUUGUGAAUAGUCAUCUACAUCCCAAACUGACAUCUUUUUUGACAUGCCUUGUUUUAUCACUUUGCCCAAUAGCAUUUUGGCAAAACCUCGAUGAGUUUCCUCUUCUCCUAACAUAAAAUCAGCCUCGAUGAAACUGACUCAGAACUUACACAGGAUGAAUUUUUGGUUUAUUAUAUAUUUUGCCACUUGUGUUCUGCUUAUCUUUUAGCAAUUGAAAUGAAACUUGUGAAAAUCAAAAGAUAUUGAUACGUAUUUUACCCCAGCAACAAAUAAAAACAGAUAUUUUAUAUUCAUCAUAUUGUAAUAGUUAAUUACCAUGCAGUUCUGGUGCAGCAAAAUUCACUAAAGACAGACCAACAUUUGACGUACUGUUAAAGGGCAAUGAAAAAGAAAAAAGGGAAAAUGCAUCAUACAUAAGCCAGUGUAUGGUUGUAUGUAUAUCUGCAGAGAGUAAGCUUUCUUUAUCUUCUAAUAUCUCAUAAAGAUUUGCCAAGGAAACUUAAAAAAUGUCUGUACCUCUGAAUGAGGACAGUUAGCGGUGUAGUUACUGUGAUGGAGGGAGAAGCAGGGAGACACACAACUUCAGCAGUAAACACCCACACCUCUGUUUGUUUGUGCUGAGUCAAGAACACAAGAAACCACAGUGCAACUAUCAGAAAACAACAUCCUCAUUCUUUAUUUGACUGCUUUGUAUUCUUCGUCGCUCUCUACAGCUCAUCUCUAUGUUGAUGGACCACUGCUUCUACAUCUUGGUCUGUGUGCUGGGGUGCUAGAGCCCCUAUGUUUAAUCAGUAAAGCUAACUCUGUUGCAAAAAUCACUUUUUGGUGUAGUUGAAGUAGAGGUUUGUUAACUGGUUAGGUGGAUCAUCUGAGAGGCCGUGUUUAGAUGAAUAGAGAGCUAGACCACAUAUUGUUACGGUCAUGUUAGGAGUGUCAGUUCUAUGGAUGUUAAGCUUUGAUUUAGCGUGGUAAGGGAUAUUGGGACAGUGGCACUGAUAUUAAAAGUAAAGUAAAAAUAUUUUUUUUUUCUACAAACUGAUUCUUGUGAGUGUGUGUCAUAAUAACCCAUAUUAUAACUGGUUUUCGGUCUUCCUUGGUAGUCAAGAUUUUAAAAGUUUGUGGGAUAUCGUGAAAGUCAGAGGGGUGUGAUGCCUGUAUUUUUGCACUGACUUUCAAAGUUUGUAUAAUGACAUGCUUUUAGACCGACGGCUCUAAAGCUUUUAUGAUAGGAUACGCUGCCUUCUGUUGAGUUCAUUUUCUGAUUUCCAAGAAAGAGCUUGAGAUGUGUCAGCACCCUUGAAGAGGAUGGAGAGAUCUGACGAAAUUGGCUAAGUCUAAAAUACAGCCCUGUAUCCAAACCCUCAGUGAUUUUAAAGUGAGAAUUCUCAUAUCAUUAAGGGAACAUUUCACUCGGAGUUGGGUUGGAGAUUCUUGAAUAAAUGUAUUUUUUUCAGGUGGAUGGCACCAAUUGAAUCAAUCGUAGAAGAAACAAAUAAAUUUGAGGCCAAUAUUAAAGACACAAGGAUUCAUUUGAGGACAACCUGGAACUGACAAACCAUAGAGAGUCAAUCAUCUGCAGGUUUCUUCUGGACAAUUUUUCAUGGUUUUCACGGACCAUAAAUGUCUGAUUAGCUUGUUCAGGAAAUGUCAUUGCAUCUUGCUGUGUGGGCUUGUACAGUGGAGCAGUAUAAACAUUUGAUAGAAGGCAAGAUCUAAACGAGUGUCUUGCCCUUUAAGUUAGAACAAUACUCGAUCUGAAAGAUGAGGCUAGAACAGUCCUUUUGCCUGUUCAGUAGUCUUAGAUUAUUGUUAAAAUAUACUAGGAUUUUGGCCAAUCAAACUGAUUCUGUCACCCUAUUUUUUUCCUUUGAGGUCGUGGAAGAUCAGGGUUGCCAUUAGGUUAAUCAUGACUUGGAUUAUGUAGAUAUAAUCCAAAGAAAGAUGUUCUUCAUCAGCCUCUUGAAUUGUGGGUGUCCUCUCAGAGUGAAUUGAUGGUCCCAUCAGAACAAGGUAUUUGCAGUCCUUGGCCUGCUGAUUCUCCUGUGACCGUCAAUGGGACAGCAUUGACCUGUGAUCUUUAACGAUGAAAUAGUGCAGCAGAACAGCAUAAGUUGAGUGAGUACAGUUCCCCUCUACCCCUUACCGUAUUGGUUUUGCGUUGCAAGGACAGUGACUUGAAGGCAAACAGAGGUGAUGGUGGAUUGUUCAGGGAUGUGCACAACCUCAGGACACAGAGGAUCGUUUGCUGGGUGUUAUUUGGCGUUAUCAAAAACCAGAUAGGUUCUGUCUUAUUGUCAACAAAGCAGACAGUUGUGCCACUAAACUGCACUGAGACCAUCUUUUGUUUUUGACUUGGCCUAAGACAAGUCUUUUUGUGUCAGCUUCUUGAGGGAGAAAGAGUUACACAACACCAUUGGCAGCAGUGGAGCUGGCACCAUCAGGUCUCACAUGUGAAAGCUCUGUUGUAAAGUCAAACACACCUCAUUUUUUAGGUAUGUAUAGUUUUACGGUAGCUAGUGAGUCUUGUGUCCCCUAUCCCAUGCAAAGUUUAUUGUGGAAGAUCGAUUCAAGUGUUGCUCUCGAACAUGACUCAAGACAAGGGCAAAGAAAGUUUUUUUUUACUGGGCCCCAGCAUUUCACUACCACAAAUGUCCCAGUAUUUUUCAAGAGCUGAUGUAAGUCAUAGGCCUUAGACUCAACAAAACUUUCCUCCCCCCACACCUCACCCUGGCCUAACAACAUCACAGAGCAUGCUCAAGGACUGGAUCUUAUUUGACGGGGGGUUAGCUUUUAUUGGGAGGAUAGGACUCGCAGACUGAAAUUGAACCCGGACCACCUUCUUCCAAGACUAAAGACUGUAAAGUGCUGCACGAUUCAACUACUAGGCCGGACCUAUGCCCCAUGCUUUGCAAUUUCAGCCAGCUGACAAUAAAUGAACUGCAGCUGCCAUUUUGACAUGUAUGUCAGAUAACUACAGCAAAGACGAUCUUCUCCUUGUUCUUGUGCAAAUGUCCAAGCGACAUCAUGCAAGUCACAAAGCCCUUCUUUGGAAGAUCCUUAUUCUGCUGUUUUAUAUUGUAACAACAUAUGAACACACAGAAUUGGUGUUAAUCAGUUAGAAAAUUACUUUCUAUGGUGUGAUCUCUUUGUAUUCAUACCUGGUUUUACUUUAACUAUGUUUUGAUCUUCGGAAGCAUAUUUCAAUAUGUUUAGUGAUGUAUUUACUGCUGAUUAUUUAUGUUUAUUCUCCUCCUUUACAAUCUAAAAUCUCUACUUUAUUUUUUACACAUCCUUAAAGAGAUGAACACACAUAAAUUGAAUUCAGUUGAAUUGCACACAUGCUUCAGACCCACAGACCAUGUUUCUUCAUUGUAUGAUUAUCCUUCUAUACUGACCUUUGAAUUAAAAUGUGUUAUAAUACACAAAAGAUAUCAAUUCCUGGAUAUCGUAGCCCACAUUGGUACAAACUAAACUCUUAUCCUCUUGGCAUGGUUUGUCUUUCAAAUGGCUCUAACUCACACAUGUUAGUAUGGUUACGGUUAGGUGAUGUCAAGCUGUAUGAUGAAUUGGUUUCAUAAAAGCAAUGACCCAUAAAAUGUAUCUGACAGAAUUUAUCAAGCAGAGUAAUGAAACACAUGACCUUUACAUACAUGAUCAAUACAUUACAAAUAUGCGGUUGUCUUAAAUUAGACGAAUAUUUGAGGUUUUGUUAUUAACAGAUUCUAAUGAAAAUUUGAUUUUGUAUAAUUUUUUAAUUUAGAUUGUGGUUUAGUGGUGAAGAGAGCUGAUCUGGCGUUUAUGUUGAGGUCUUACAGCCAAUCCCUAACCAUAACCAUGAUGAACAUGUCAAAUAAAACCCGUCAUAUUAAAAUGUCAAGUUUUACUGCAUAUAUUAUUUGUCUCAAGUGGGCAUGAAAAGACUCCCACCCACCCAUUUUAGAUUUACAUUUUUUUAUGUGUCCUCGAAAUAAAAAUACUGUUGAUGAGAAACUUGGUUAGAAGAACAUUAGUUGAGUUUGAGAUUUUGGUUUGAAUUAUUCAAGAAAUCACCACAUUCAUGGUCAAAGAAAAUAUUUGGUAGUUGCAGCCCCACCUCUGACUAAGAAGCAGAUGGUUUGUACGUCACAAUUUAAUAAAUACUGUUUAUUCAUCUCACUAAGGGUCUGUUUAUAGGCGUGUCUUUAUUUGUCUCUGCAUUAGAUCUGGUCUGAGAUCCUUCUUUGUCUUUGUCUUAAUGUCACUGUCAUGUGCUGUAUCAGAAAUGUUUAGCACAUUUGAGUAAGGAAAAAAGGCAGAAUGAUAACUUACCCCACUACUCAUACUGGUUUCUGCAUUACAACUUUAGGAAUAGAUAGUGUUUGAACGUCUUUGUGGAAAAAGUCCCCGUGUUGAUUAAAAAAAGGAAAAAAAAAACAUGACGUCAAGUCAGAUGGCCCGACUCUGCUCUCACCCCAGUCACACAUUUGUCCUUCUGGAGGACGUAUUUCAUAUCAUGCUGUCACCAUUUCAGAGAUGGGUUUUAUGAUCUCAGCUUCCACCAUUAACUAAGCAUGAAGGGUGACAUAUCAUAAAAGCUGUGAACAUGCCAUCAUUCCUGCUGUGCCUUGACCAUGAGGAGGACAAGUCUCACUGGACUAAAUGAACAGUUGAGACUGUGUACAGCUGUACAAAUCCAGUCCUGAUCAUGAACAGCAAAGAGUGAAGUUUGGGGCCUCACUAUCUCUCCACUAAAUAAAGUUGACAGAUGUCCAGGGGGUGAACUGAGGCAGCACUUUUGAAAUGGCGACUUUGGGAUGAGCUUGUAGUCAUAAAGAGAAUGUAUGUUUGAAUUACCAUCUGACCAAGGUGCCAUUUCACAGGAUAUGUGUAUAUAUUUAAGCUGGGGUGUGUCAGGCUCCCUGUGCAUCACUCACAGGAGAACUGCAACAGAUGGAAACAGCUUUACUAUGUAAUUUACAGAAUUUUAAGAAAAUUUUAAACAAUGUUUGUCAUCAGAAAGCCCACCGUUUUUGCUCUAUUUGUGAGCACAACACAUCCAUGUUCCUGAUCAGCAAACUGGAUUAAAGUAGAAGUCAGCUUGUAUUUGAUAUUUAUUUAUUUAUUUUAAAUUUCUGCUCAGUUCUAUUUUUCCUAAGCAACACGUACACCAUCCAGCUAACACAGUAAUGGCUGUAAAGCUUGGUGUUUCAGCUCAGUCUCCCCUUUCAACAGCUAAUGUAUAUUGUGUAUUUUGAUAAUGCGAUAUGAAAUUAAAGCCUUGAGCUUUGUUAAUUUUUUUUUUUUGCCAUCGAAGUAAGAUAGAUUUUAUUUGAUUAAAAAUGUUGAACACUGUAAACAAGAAAAGUUACUUAAAUUAACUAGACUGCAAUUGAAGUGUGUGUUUCAUUUAUCACUCCCUAUAAUCAAUAUACAGCACACACUAGUGUGUUUAAUGUGAUUACAGGAAAAAAGCUCUACAUGCAACAAUUAAGGGGAAAAUCACUCAGCAACAGUUUGAGGCUCUUAAACUGAUUAAAGGACACACAUAUUUACCUCUCCUCUUUACAAAGAAAAAACAAAAGUCAGCUGUUGGGGCAGAUUUUUGAUAAAUACUCGGUAGUCUGCUUGAUGGCAAAUCCAUGAGUUCAACACUGACAUAACCAGUUUUAAUGGUACAGUGUGAAAAUAAUCCUUAUUCUGAGGCUGAACCGGGUGACAGUAGAUGACCAAAAUAACAUUUUUUGUUUAGAUUCUCUCACAGACUUUUAAAGAUGUUAAGGAGGAGCAGUGCUGCACAAAUAAAUAAUGUUUCAAGCAAGAUGUGAAUCACUCCUUCUGAUUGUGUGAUAAACAGAUGCAUGUUUAUGUAGUGCUCGAAAGGUCAUACUUGUAGUGUUUGAGGCCAUUUCAGACUAUUCAGCUUCUUUUUCCUUGGUUGUUCAUUAUGUCAGCAUUAACACUGUCUUUCUCCCCAUCCUAUAGUGAACAUCGGAAAUAAUUUAGAUGAUCAGCACAAAAACACUUCUGUGAUGCUUCCCUAAGCUACUCUGCUUCCUUACUUUGUCCUUGUCUGCUGUAAUAAACAGUGAUACUGGCUUAGUGUGUGUUGAAUGGUUUUCUGUCACUUGUGCAGCAGAGUGAAAAUGAAUUUCGCCGAGCAUACUGUAGAUGUGCAUAAACAGGAUGACAAAGAAACUGUAGAGCCUGUAAAUGUCUAACAGAAGGUGCUGCACUCGGGUAAUUUAUGAAGUGUUGUUUAUUGAUGGAGAUAGCUCUGCAGAUUUUAGAAAUCCACGUGACUGCUAGAAACUGCAAGCCAAAACCUGUUCUCUGGUUUUAUAACUCAAAAAAAGGGGCUGCAGGGGUGCGUGUGAAGAUGGAAAGUGUUGCUGUACAAGCUGCAUUGAUUAAGUUGACAUACCUGUUGUGCAGAAAUGUUAGAUAGUAAUGCCCUGCCCUUGACUGUAGGGCCUCACCAGUUUGUUGCACCACAGAGGCUACAACAGAAAGGAUGAGUGACUCUCUCAGUCUCAGGGGGUCCUUAAAGGAUGGUUGGUGUUUUUUGUGUUUUACUUUGGAUAGAUAUUGGAUAUUUAGAUUAAGAAGCUCUAUCUAUCUAUCUAUCUAUCUAUCUAUCUAUCUAUCUAUCUAUCUAUCUAUCUAUCUAUCUAUCUAUCUAUCUAUCUAUCUAUCUAUCUAUCUAUCUAUCUAUCUAUCUAUCUAUCUAUCUAUCUAUCUAUCUAUCUAUCUAUCUAUCUAUCUAUCCAUCCAUCCAUCCAUCCAUCCAUCCAUCCAUCCAUCCAUCCAUCCAUCCAUCCAUCCAUCCAUCCAUCCAUCCAUCCAUCCAUCCAUCCAUCCAUCCAUCUCUAAAAACAACGCAAUUGUUUUGGAACAGCGGUUUUUCGAGUGUCCACUUAAUGCCUGUUUCAAGGCAAAAGACCCUUCAGAGCCCACAUUACAAUCCCAAUAUUUACAGCAAGACUAAACAUGCUUAAAUCAUGGUAAAAUAUCAUUAUUAUUAUCAUUAUUAUUAUUAUUAUUAUUGUAAUUAUUAUUAUUGUAAACUCUGGUCUCAGUACCUAAUUUAUCAUUUAAACAAUUUCUUUACUUUCUUUUGAAAAACUUGCCUGUUUUUAGUAUUUUAAGGCCGAAAUGAUGCAAAAUUAGCUCAUGGUGUGUUUGACAUACAGAUGCAUCUUUUGUUUUUAGUUUGUCAGGCAGCAGGGCUUCAACUUUCUUUGUGAGUUUUUAGUUUAGCUGGAGGAGUCAUAAUCCCUAAUAUUGUGACUGCUAGGGGUGCACCGGAUCAAAAAACCUCACGGUUCGGAUCGUUUCUUGGAUCACAGUCACGGAUUGGAUCAUUUUUCGGAUCAGCAAAAUACUGACGUCCUCCUGUCUGUUGUGAGUGCAACAGAGGAUUCUCAGGAUAGUUCGUCCACAACUUUUUUCUUCUUCUGGUCACAAAUAUCUGGCACGGGAUGUCGUAAGGUGGUUCAAGCACUUUCAGCAUAUGUUAAAACCCUCGUUUUGCACAACUGAGUAUGGGCUCAUGUCUGCAGCUAUAAACACACUGAUAGCGUUUGUGAUAACCAUCAAUCUUACAAAUUUUAAAUGCAAAGCUAUUUUUCACCACUGAGUGAUACUAUGGGUGUAUUGCUGUAAACAAACACAAAUAAUUUCAAACAAACAAGUUAGUGUGAAAUGUCGUUUAAUAAUAAAUAAAAGUUUUGUACAAUAUUGGAAUCAGGGAAAACAAAUAUUACCAUGAGAGUUCAAAAAAGUAGUCUAAAAGAAUUCUAUAUUUUUGAAUUUGAACUAUUAUUUUCUUCCAAAACAUAAAAAAGCAUUCACACUUAAUUCACAUCUAUGGACAUGUGUUAUUUUAUGUCUCAUGGCUUUUUUAUACAACACUGGUUUGAAUUGUUCAUGUUUCUUAUGUAAACUCAGCUCACAUUCAAAAACUGCACUUCUAACGUACGGCAUGUUGAAUGCCAUGUUGCCACAGUAUCUGCUUAUAUUGCUGCAGUCAUAUUUCAUACUUCUGUUUGCCCGGGCUCCACUCUGACUGGACUCAGUAUUUAUCACAAUGUAGUGUAAAGGAAUUUGAAAUGAUCCUUUAAUGGCUCCAACUGAGAGAGCAUUAGCGUACAUUUUGCAGUUUAACGAUCUCCAACAUUAAAAGGCAUCAAUAGGUGCCAGGACCGCGGGGAUGUGAGAUCCGGACUCCUUUAGUGCGGCAGUUUGUGGACAUAACUGUAAGCACCUGAUCUGCGUGUAUAGGUGGCUUUCAUUUCUGCAGUCUGAUGCAGCCUGCAGCCAUGUCAUCACAGUAUGGUCACCUGUCCCUGUCUGCCGCACCGGUUUUACUGAUCUCAUUUCACAUUGACCCAAAUGAGUCCCAGCUGCAGUCUGAUCUUGUUUGUAAUGGAAAAGCAGUAAAUGUGGCUGUGAAACUGCAGCUCAGAUGCAGUGAGACUGGUGAGUAGAAUAGACACUUAAUUGACUAAAUAUGUAAGAGAGAGCCGGAUGUGAGGGUAUAAGCAGGAGCUGCAAGGCUUGAGAUUUAGAUUCGGUAGUCUAAUGUACUACAGUGUAAAAUCACCAGAGGCCCUGCAAUAAUAUUACCUCCAUAUCUAAUUCAUGAUACAAUAUUACGGCAAUUUUUGACAUUUUUCGGAAAUUCUUAUUAAUGUUAUGGCAUACGCCGCAUAUAAUGCUGUUUUACAACGGUCUGCAUGAAUACUUGAUUCUGAUUGGCUGUAGGGUGUCAAUUAAUUUCUAACAAUGGACACUAUCUCACUAGUUACAGUUAAACUGUCUGCUCACCAUUUCAGAUGAUGGGCUACUCAUAAGUCUGUGUCUUAGAAGAAUAUGAAAACUUUGGUGUCUGGAAUAAGAGAGAGAGAAUUUAAAUAGAGAAACUUUUGUCAUUCACACCACUGAAUGUAAUCCUUUAGCACCUCUAAACACCACAGUAUAGAGCCUGUAACACAAUGACAAUGAGUGGUACAACUCUAGGUAUAUUUUCAAUCACAUAGGUAUUUAUUUUAUAUCCUCUAAUAUAGGGUGACCAUAUUCUGAAUCCCCAAAAAGAGGACACUACUACGCAGGGUGGAGUCAUGGAGUAGUGUGUAGUAAAUUUUGAGAGUUUUUCAGGUCGGGUUGAGUGUUUUUUUUACGCGCUUCUAACUCAGUCCAUGCGAUACAAACUCAAAACUUUCAUACAAAUCCUCAAACAUUUUAAGAAUUUUAUAAACUCCCCCCAACAAGGCAGGUCAAGGCUGGACGGGCCCAACAGCCCCCCAAACAGAGCACAUGUCUGGGUAAAAGAGGGCGUAUGCACACCCUAUUUAAUAAAUCUAUUUAAAGGCACAAUGAGGAGUUUUUAACUGGUGAAGAAACAGGCUAAAACUGAUACCAGUGCCUCUUGAAGACGUUCAAAAGCAACCAAAACAAUCAGCAACCAGACUGAUAAAUUCACUGCUGUAACUUUUAACGCUUGAAACAUUACGAGGAGGUAGGUUUUCAGGCCAGAUGAGUGACAGCAAGCUGUAGAAACAGCCUUUUAAAAAAUGAUCCCAUGACAAAGUUACAAAGUGAGUGAUACAUUUCACUGUUAGGAGACAACAGGAUGAGGUUUUUGUCUGAAACAUUAUUUUAACAUGCACAGGGCAACACAUAGCAGUAAUCACUCAGUGCACACAGGGAGCGCACAAACCAACACAAACCAAAAGUUCCUUACAGCAUUUUUAACUUUAAGUCACUACUUCAUUAAACAUGAGCUUUUUUUGUGAAAAUGCUCAUUUUAAUCAAAGGACAAUGAAGACUGGUUGGCUUAACAAUCUUGUAUUACUACUUCCUUUGAACUAGCAUAUCGUUUGUGAGCUUCACCUUCAAGCUGAAGCCUCUCUUGUUGUGAGGGUUAAGAUUUUUGCAGCUUUAAGUCAAACUUCCAAAUGUUAUCAAAAUCUUUUUGUGAAGUCACUUACGCUUCUGUAGUUCUCCCACCAUCAUGUAUGACAGGGUGGGACAGCACUGUAUGUGCGUGUGCAUGUCCAUGUUUGUGCGUAUGUGAAGCUCUUGCUGCGUGUUUACCGCUUGUGCUUCCACAAUACAGUCAUACAAUGUGAAUUUAGCAAACAGGAUCAUUUUUUGACAAGAUAAUUUAUAAAGAAAGAAUCAAUACUUAGCAUCUGUGUAUUGAUAUGUUUUUGUGCUGAAUAUCCUGACACGCUGCUUUACUGUUUCUUCUUUUACAUUAAUCACACAAAGUGUAACCUCAGUGUAAUUGAUCCUCGUGUCCUCUGUUUAUAUAAGACUAAAUAAUCCCACAUAUGUGCAGCUCUUCACAGAAAUCACCUCCUACAUGAUACUUUUCCCCUCUGUAAGUGUGACACAGCUGAUGGAUUUGUGUGUGACAUCGGUUGCAACCUGCGUUUUGUCAGCUGCAGCUAUUAAGUGAUAAAUGGCAGCUGCUCUUUCAGGAGCAACGGACACUUCUGCAGAACUGAGGACAAUCUCUUAGUCUGUGCGCAGCCACAUGUCAGAUGGUGGGCUGCUUUGCAUACGGGCUGAUAGCGCAGGCCAUCGUAACUCAAUCUCAAAGUAAUGCCUAUUCAGCGGGAAACAGGAGUGUGUUGUCAGAAUCCCGGGAUGGAUGUCGGGCCUCGUACAAGUGAUAUCUAUCCUGAUGAAGAGAGAACGCCCAGUGAUUUAUUUCACAGGGAACACACAGGAGAAACGCUCGAGCUGGGCGCUUUUCCCUCUUCCCUUCACUUAGAUUUUCUAUUUGAAUUAAAUGAGGUGUGUAUGUAGGCAGGCAGAGGGGGGCAAGGGUGCAGAGAAAAAGCAUGCAGGGGAAGGGACAUACUUCAUCUUCCCAUUCAAAGUGUUGUUUUCAGCAACUUUGAAAUGAAGGAGAAAAAUGCUGAUAGAAUUGCACCAGAAUGUAUCGCAGUGGACUGCAGAGUACAAAAAGCCUGGGUCAGACAUCAGGGAAGCAUCCUGCAUGCCGGGCAUUUUUUUUCCUCCCCUUUUUCCUGCUCUUAAGGUCCCCUGUGAGUCACUUUUUGAACCUGCAGUGAUUGAUGGGAGGUGUGUCCUUCACAGAACUGGAUAGGCUGGCCAAGGGCGAGAUGCAGCGAUCCAAUUGUUUCACAAAGAUAAACAAGGAAAGAAAUGUCGUUUACAACAUCUGCAGAUGCUGUCAUCCUGACUACCAGGAAGCUCGCUCAAAAGCCCAUCUCAUUAUUGAACUCCUACUGCCGACACAUGGAGCUGGUUUCCACAUAAAAAAGCUGUGCGCAUCAUGCAGAGCUGGAGGACUCAACAAGAGGAGAGAGUGUGAAUGUUUGACUAACAAUAUGAGAGAAACAUUAAAUAUGCAGAGACUAGACUUUGGGUUAUGCUUGACAAACAUGCUUUUGGCCAAACAUACUAUUGAAUAUUUUCCUUUUCUCAAGUGUAGCCAUCUUUAUCAACACAAUAUAGGCACACAUCACCAUCUCACUCCAAACUCCAAACAUGGCUGCUUGGUCUUUGGCCUUCAGCAUCAGGAAAUGAACAUCUGUUUGGCACCUGGACGAGGGUUUCGUGGUUGAGCUAGCAAGAUUAAAAAGACAACAUUUGGUUAGAUUUAAAAAAAAAAAAAAAAAAAGGCAAACAUUUUUUUUUACGUGACUUUUUGCUGAGCAACACCUCGUCAAAAAAUACAGCAAAGCAGUUACAAUUUGGUUUUAGGUGCACUGCUUGUUUAGGAUGUUCUUUUGCGACAAAUUUCCAAGUCCAUUAAAUGGAUAUUUUACCUAAUUUUAGCUAAACACUGUCGAAAACCAUACCACUCUAAAACAGACGGCUACUCUCAAGAUGUGACUGUUAGCGAUGUGCAUUAUGAACUGCAUUCAAAACAAAUGAAUUGAGCGCCGAACCAAUAAUACUAAUAACAGAGCAACAAAUAAUAGCAGUCAUGCCCACAUGAACAUUUUACAACAAUUAGGGUGUUAAACAACAACACCCUAAUUGUUGUCAAUGAACAGUGUGAUAUACACACACAUAAAGAUACGCACACACACAUAAUAUUCAACUGACUGGACUGAUGAUACAUUUUUGCUCAAUGAAAUCAAUAUGUCAACAUGCUCAGGGUCAGGAUCUCAGUCCAGCUGCCGAAAAUUAACCUUCUCAGCUGGCACAGAUGUUACAGACACACGCCGUCAACUUUCAGCCAGUGUGUCUGUGGUCAUUGUUGUUACAGCAACCAUUGAAAAUAGAAAGAGUCCUUGUUUGUGCCUCUUUGUUUAGUUAUUCAUCGAAGACAAAGCUGAUGAGUCCAUUUGACAAUGUUUUCAACAGAUGAUUUAACAACAGUGACCGUGGUUCACAGUCACCUGCUACCAGAGUCACCUUUUAAACUAGCAGAUUGGUUUAUGUAGGGAAAGCGUCUCAUCUCCCUGCUUAUAGCUUCCCCAUCAUCUGCAUACCAUAACUCACACAUGUUAGUUUUGGACUACCACCAUCUCGGCCCACCACCCCAGCUGUAUUUCACAUUCAUGCUACAGUAUUGUGACUCAACUUAAACCUGAUUGAAUUCUUAACUUUUAGGUCAGGAAAGAUCCUAAAGGGCCACCUAUGGUAUCUUAUUUUUGACAGAGUAGGGCUGUGCGUGUGAACUUAAUGAUUAAACUUUAACAAAUACUAGUCAGUAAAACAAAUUAUUAUCAUCAUCAUUAUUCCUAUUUAUGUAGGCCAGAGGUGCUGGUUGUUGUUUACCUCCUUGAUGCUAUAAUGCUCUACUACCUGGGUGAAAACAGGCACAGGUCGCAUCUUGUAACUAGGCAAGAAAAAUAGAGAUAAGGUUUUUAUGUUAGCUGUGUCUGGUUAAACUGGCAAAGGGUGGUGGUGUUGGCUCGGCUAAUGUUAGCCACACUUAGUCGGCCGAUUUGACAUUGUUUACCUGCAUACACUUUGAUCUGUGUUUAACUGUGCUCAGUUUUGAUUGUUUCCUGAGCAUUUUCUUCUGUUCGAAUGGUUGGUUGGUUGGAUUUUCACAUUUCUGCUUCAAGUAGGAAAGUCUUUACCAGAGAAAUAUCCUCACCACUAAUCAAGUCACCACAUUUGAUAAUUCAGGUUUGAGAAACACAAUCUUUUACAGCGUCUAAUUUUUGCCUUGAAAUCAUUGAAACACUGAAGAAACGACAAAACAUAAAAGCAAAAUAGUUUUCAUGAUCUGAUAAAUGACCUGGUUGUAGUUCUUGUAUGCCUUCACUCCAUAUGCGGUUUGCCUGCACAUUGCUUCUGCAGUUGUGAAGUAGUUUCAGUACAACUUGCAUUUGUUUGAGGGCAGCAGAAUAGUAAAAUUAAUACCGAACUGGCGCAAAAACAUCCAAAUCAACAGUAUGCAUUAUCAUGGCAUGAUCAUGAUGAAGCACUAGUGAUAUAAUGAAUACAUUUAAUGUAAUUUUGACCUCCUUGUAACAGAAUUUAAUAAUGCAAAUGUGCUAUAUCGUUAUAAUAAUAGUCAUUAUUAUAUAUAUAUAUAUAUUUUUUUUUUUGUACUGCUUCCUUGAUUUAACUGUCCGUAGUUGAAGUUCGCAAACAUCAGCCAAACCUUGGUUCUUCAGUUUUUGAGCAGCUGGUAUGAUUUCCACAUACGCAGUCUUUUUUAAGUUAACCUAUUUAGACGUCUGUUACACAUUUUAGGUAUUUGACCUUCUCCGUGUGACUACCUUGCAUCAUCAGCAGAAUUGUACUCGUGCAUUUUAAACUUAAAACACGACUAAAGCACAAAAUAUUUCGCUUGGUCAUCACCAGCAGCCAGCUGUUUGUUGGUGCUGUUUCCUAGUUAAUGCAUGCUUUCAAAAGAUGAUCCAUUAUUCAAGAUUUGUUAUUUUAUUUUUGGGGGUUAGUACAUUAUUGUGUGGGUACACUGGCAGAGUGGGUACACCGUGGCUGCUUUUAUUGAGUUGUUGGUUUCAAUCAAAGAUGCAAGCUCCUUCUGUGAUGUAAGAUUGCAUUUUUUGUUGACUUUACAGUUGGUUGUUUUCUUUUGCUUCUCUGGUUCAUAGAGUUGAUCCCCAAGUGGAGGAACAUUUCGUGCUGUUCAUAACAUAACAGCUGUAUACACUCUGCAGUACAUAUUCAUUUGUUACCUCAAACAUCCACAGCGUCUUCCUUCUGUAGUUGAAAACAGCUCAUUUAGUUUGUGUUUUAAAGUGUCUUCUGUUUAUGAAAAUCCAAUAAUAUAAAUCUGUCCAUGUUUCCUUUCAGUCUACAUGCUUCACAGGUCAAAUAAAGAUGAACAAUCAGCUAACUGAGGAGCCAGACUUCUCUUCUUCUGGUGUCUCAACACAAAAUCUUUUUUUUUUCUCACAAGCACCAACUGUCUCUCCUCCUUUUGAUUUUUUUCCCCUUUGGUCUUCAUCACUUCACUUUGUUUUCCUGCCUCUACAUUUGUGCAGUUUUUUUUUUUUCCGUUCCUUUUUUAGAUUCCGAGUCUGACAUUCAGCUCUGUUGACUUUUGUUUGUCACGUUGCUGUAUUUAUUUUUAUUUGUUUGAGGUGAGAUGUUUGUUUCAAAGUUUCUUUUUUUUACCUGUCCGACACAAUGUGACUUUCUCCACGCCUUUGUGCAUCAACUUUUUCAUGUGCAAGUAAAUCAACUCUACACCCUAGUAGAUAGUGCAGGUGGAGCAGAAAUGAUAGAAUAGCGAGAUUUCACAUUUUAUAUUUUCAAAAAAAAUAGGUUGAAAAUUUUACCCUCAUUCUUUCCAUACAGCUUCCACAAACCUUGUAGCCUACAUCUUACCUUACCUCUAUCCUGCUUAAUCCAAUCCAGGUUUGUUUAUAAAGCACGUUUAAAAACAACAAAAUACUGACCAAAGCGUUGUACAGUAAAACUUAAAAAAACAAUAAAAAACAGACAAUUAACACGAACAGUAAAACAAAGAUGCUGUCUUACAGUGUUGUUCUGUAUUUUCCAGACAUGAUGUCAGAUAGUAUGUUAAAGUAACCUUCGAAAUGCACUAUAUUGUAAUGUCAUAGUUAUAAAGUUAGAUUAUUUGGGUGAAUUUUUAUCCCCCUAUGUUAUAGAAUAUAUUAGAGGGCAAAAAUGGCUAGUAGAAAGAAAAGCAAAGGUCCCCAACUAAAGUUAAACAUAGGCUUUAGGGAUCAUUGUUAAUAAUAGAACCUUUAGACCUCUAAGAUUACAAAAUAACACAUUUUCCUAUAUUCUUCAACACCUUAUGACUUGUAAAGUUUUUUUCCUUUUUGUCUUUAAAGAUUGAAUAAAAAUGAAAAAAAGAACCUAGGGCUGGGCGAUAAACCGAAAAUUUACCAAUGACGAAGUUUAGGACAAUUACCAACAUCAUUUUGCCCAUGUCAAUAUAUUCAGUGUCAAAAAAAUAAGUAAAAAAUAAGUAAAUAAAAGUUGCUUUUUGGAUGUGUGUCUACAUACGCUGUCCUACAUUGGAGACGUAACUCCAACCCAUCAAGUUUGUAAAAAAGAGGGACGGACAGGUGAGGAGAUGGAGGACGGUUCACAAGUUGUAGCAGCUGGAGCGGUGGCUGAAGUAGACAAAGUUAAUGUGGGAGGGGUUGAGCAGCUUGUGGAGUAGUUAUCGUCCAUUUAUCGUUAUUAAGGUGAACCACUCAAUAUAUCGGGAUAUUGAUUUGAGGCCAUAUCGCCCAGCACUAAAAGAACCUACCAAUGAUGUCUGGUCAAGGAGGGUGCUAGGGUACCCUGGCAUUCCUCACAAAAAGAUCAACACACUUUAACUGAGAAUGGUUUAUUUAAAUUUAUUGUAUAAGGUUCAAAGAGAAAGUUGAAUAGCAUUUGAAAAUAAAGAGUUAAGUUUGCAAUAAAAAUGUGAACAGAAAAUCAGAGUGGUUGUGAGUCUCUGGUCAGGGGUACAAAUUCUUGUGAACCAGAUCUCCACUGACUAUCUCAUGAGUCGUAUUAAUUUACUUCAUUCCCAGAUAGUGACGCUGUCUUGGGGCACAAGAAAAAUCUGUCUCACAUUACACACAACAAUAAGACAUAGAGGAGCAGAGAGAGGUGUGUUUCAUGAAUUGAAUCACACAUUGAGGCUCUAAAAGCUAGCAUACAGUAUAAUGGUUAAUCAAAGUUUGGUUGGAAAAUGGAGCCAAUGAGGAAAUGCAAACAACUGCAGUACCUUGAGAGUCCUCUUCAGGCUCCCUCCAAAAGCACAGGAAACCUAAUGAAUUCCCAUAUUUAUAUGCCCAGUUUACAGCAGAUUUAGUAAACAUGCUCAAAGUCAGGUCCAGAUUGUAAUUUAUUCUCACUGGCACAGUUCUUUGAACUUCUUGAUAAUAUUCAAGCCAAGAAAGGUGCAACAUUAGUAGCAUGGGUGGUCAAUAGGUAGGCAUGGUUUACCCAGAGGACGAAAGCUUGCCCUGACUUCGCUGUGUUGCUGGUUUCUAGAUUAAAGUUGAGUUAGGUUAAACCAGAGUUUCUGAUCUGGCAUCCUCCAUUAUCUGCCUUUGUAGCACUUCCUUAAAAUGCCAUGGGUGACAUCACUGAGACUGCAUCAAGGUUGAGGUGGUAGAUGGUAUAUCCUACUCCAUCUGUGAGUCAUAUUACCACCAUGUUCCCUGCUAUUCCACAGUAUCACAAUACAGACCCUUUAAUUUAACAUGAUUUAAUCCACUGUUGUAAUUUUUGGUUUACCAAGUGUGAUUUUGAAAUAUAUAUAGAGGUACAGCCCCUCCCAGCACGGGAAAAUGCUUUGUGACAACCAGUCGAACCUUGGUCAUUUAAAAACAUAUUUGCAGAAAUGGCAGCCAACAUCAUGAUCCACCAUCCCCGGGCAUGCACACCGGAGUGAGUCUAAUGGUCACAAGUGAACAUAUUAAUAAAGAAUUAAUUCAUGAAUCCUGCUCUCCUGAGACGUAUUAGCCAUGAUCGCUGAGGAGGAUCUGCACAUAAUUACCACAAGUUAAUGUAAUUAUGCAGACGGCCUCGGCAGGACUUGCCGAUACAUGGCAUGCCAUCGAGGGAGGAACUGAGAUUUACUGCACAUGUCAGGUUACUCUGGAGAUUCGCUUUGCCACAUGGCAUCAGUUAAAAGAGACAGACGGGAGAAGAAUACCAAACACCUCAAACUCUUACCUUUCUCAAUCUGUUCAAUAUAUUCACUUGAAAAUAAUGACGAAAUAGAGAUAACAGCAUUGAUUGUAGCUGUCUGUGUGUUAUUUGCUGAAUGAAUCAGGCCUUCGUGUAAAUAAGUCAUAAGUUGGAGCAUAAAUGAAUUAUACUCUUCCAUGGCCAGAAAGUUUCCUCAUGGCUUCAGGAUAAACCCUGCAGUGGGCUCUCUUUGUCCUCAGAUGCCCACUCAGUACGUGGGCACACUGCCUUUGUUUUUUAACCUUCAAUAGUCUUUCUUUUCUCCUCUAAUUAAAUUUAGUUUGAGAGAGAAUCAUGACUUACACAUUGUCUUUUGUACCCGGUAUCCUGCAGAGAAUCAGUCAAAUUCUGCACUUCUAUUGACGAUGCAGAGUGUAAUUAGACAUAUUUCAAUGUUACGUGCAAAUGCUUCACUUUUUAAGUAUGUUUCUACUUUGACCUGAGAAAAUACACUUCAGUAUCACCACAAAGGUAACUCAUUCAGAAUUUUACCUAUUACAGUUAAUCUUAAACAUUUAAUUUCUUGGCCCAGACAUAUUGGUGGAAGAUGGCUUUUUACCAGUAAUUCUGGUCUUGUGUGAGGUUUCUACCUGUUAAGGUAGUUUUCCUCGCUAUUGUUUCUAUGGUCUUUUCCAUUGGCUGAUUAUUUUAGGUGUAUUUUUCAGUUACUAAGUUUAUAGAUGGAACUUGCUCUGAAUAUGUACGGGGUCAGCUUUUGCCAUACAGUACAAAUGAAAAUCAAAUGAGGAUUUUUUUUGACAAAUUACUCAAGUGCAUGUGACUUCACUGAAACUAAAAAAACUGUAAACCAUCUGCAGUUCUCUCUUCCUUUUUUUUACAUUUUUAAUGCUCCUCAUGUAAUUGUAAUGUACGAGUUGGGCAGUCAGCCACGGAAAUGCUCCGUGUUUCAUUAUUCAGCCCACAGAAUCCAUGUAUGAAACUAAGAAGCAUUGGUCACGCGUGGACUCUAAGUGGGUUUCAUAUAUCAGCUGGAGGUCUCUGACAGGAGAGGACAAUCCGAUGAGGCCACCUUUACUUCUCCUUUGUGUCUUCGGCUCUCUGUGAUGAACUGCCUCUGCUCCUCUGUUGUCCCUCAUCAUUUUCCUCUGCCAUCUCCUCCGUCCUUCCUUACUCCUCGUGCCGGAGCUGCUUUAAUGAUUUCCUUUUAUUCACCAGCUAUCACUAAUCUCACUCUGCUGUUUCUUUGUCCAUAGGUGCUCUCACUGUAUACUUAAUGUUCAGCAGUGCUGAGCAGUGUUAGUGCUACAGUAUAAGGUUAUCAUUCCCAGGUGAUGGUGAAAGAUGCUGCUUGAAUUUGAUGGAAAUUCCCACAAAGAUUGAAUUACCUUUAAAUUAAAAAACAAAAUCCGAUCUAAUCAACAACAACACAUGACAGCUUUUUUUGUUUGUGUCUUUGAAAGUGAUUUUAAAAGUUUAUUUUAGGCCAUUUUGCCUUUAUUGAAAGGACAACUGUAGAAAAAUGGGGAAAUGUGGGGAGCAGAGAGUGGGGGGAAGACAUGCAGCAAAGGCGCAUGAUUUAGCUGGAAACACCUGACCCUUAAAUGGUUUGACGCUUGAACAGUUGAUGAAAAUUAUAGAUGUCUGAGUUAAAGGCAUAUUCCAGCAACUGUAACACAAGGUUUGUGUUUUCGAGUUUGACGAGUCAAUCACCGAGUGCAGUGGAGUCUCGCAGCUCAAGGAGGAACAUUUAUGAUCAUUACUUUAUCAUUUCCAUAUGGUAAUAAUCAUCAUAUUAAUUAUUUUGCACUUCAGACGCAGUAGUUCCUCUGCCUUAGCAUCUCGGUCUGAUUGCAUUUCCAUGAAGUAACAAUCAUGUUCUUCCUUUAGCUGUGAAACUCCGCUGCACUCUGUGAUCGACUCCUCAGGGCUCCCCCACAAACAAGCGGCUGCUGGUGGAGAGUGACAAGAGUUGGACAAAACUUAAUAUGAAUCGGUCAAUCUAGUGUAUAUUUUACUAGCUGUUGGGAAUAAGAAGUGAACAGAACGGCUUGGAUAUAGAAGUUCAACAUUUUUCUACAUGUGAAAACAUUAAAUGAUAUAAUCUACGACUGCAUCCAUUGUCCAUUGUCACUAAUUCUGGAUAGCAUAAGUGACACCGUGGACAUCUGGAUUAUCCACCUCAAACCAAAAGAGUUCAGGUAUGUUUCAGUGCUGCUCGUGGAUGUUUAUAUCAGGGUGCUGAUGGCAGUUUAAGCGCUCCACUUAUUGAGCCCUUAGUCUUUGUUGCAGUGGUUGGUGGUUCAAGUCCCACCCUGACCCUUCGCUGCAUGUCUUCCCCUGCUCACUCCACCCCACAUUUCCUGUCUCUCUUCAGCUGUCCUAUCCAAUAAAGGCAAAAAAAAAAAAUCCAAAUUUUUAUCUCCAGGCUGGAGGAUGACGAUAUGUUCCUGUUUUAUUUUUAUUAUUAAUUUUAUAAAUCAAAACCUUCUGCUUUCGUGCUUUCCAUCUUCGACUUCAUCCUCCUGAUCAGCAGCAUCAUUGGUUUUAAGUAUAGGAGAGUAUAUAUUGUAACCCCCGUCACUACUGCUCAUGGUUUGUGUCACUUGAUAGUGUAGGUGGUGCUAUAUUUUAUUGCAUGCACAAAAAGCUGUAGUUUCUAUAUUUGUUUUUCAUGGUUACAGGUGGGCACUCAGAGGAUGGAUUUGAACAAACAUGUUGUGCGAGGUCCUGCUGUAUUGGCUUGAAGAGAUGUAAUUUGUUGAUCAAGCAACUUUUAAAUGUUCCUGAAUAUUAAUUUUAAGUUUGAAUAUUUAUAAAGUCAGCAUGGUGGCUCAGUGGAUAACUCUGUUGCCUCACAGCAUGAAGGUCCAGGGUUCAAGUCUGUCAAUCUGUUCAACACAGAGCUCUCAGUGUGCAGCGUGAAGCUGCCUGUGUGUCUGAGUGGGUGUCCUCCGGGUGCUCCACUUUCCUCCCACAGUCCACAGCAGGUUAGGUCAACUGGAAACUCUCAAUCGCCCGUAGGUGUGAAUGUGUUUGUCGCUAUAUAUGCAUGUUAGCCCUGUGAUAGACUGCUGACUCUGUCAUCCAGUGCAUGCUGGGAUAUGAGCUCCCAGCUGCUCGAAAAUCUUGAAGGAUCAUAUAGAAACAAGAUGAAAUAAAUACAUUUGAAUCAACCAGAAGGCUACAUUUUCAUCCAUUACUAAAAGACUUUGAACUUUAAGAGACCUUAUGCUUUUCCUUUUACCAGUUAAACUCUUGUUUGCCAUUGGAGGGGUUCAUAUCAACACAUUUAAUUAAAUUUAUUAAAUGUGAACUGUAGAGAUAUACCUGAGGUCCUAUGGUGAAGGAUACAUGAAUUUGGCCGUAUCCGAUGAUCAUGGUUGUUCAAAAAAGCUCCCUUUGCAGUGUCUUUGAAUCCUCUUAUGAUCAUAAAACAGUCUUUAAAUUGCUAUAGUUAUGUUUUUUCUAUAAGAAAUGUCAUGGUGAAAUUACAUUUCAUGUCUAAUCCAGAUUUGACCGUCUACUGAAUGCUGAUGUUGGAGAAGUGCCUUCAUACUCAUCAUUUCCAUCUUUCUUGGUGUGUGGAGACAGUAGGACUGGUAUUAAACAAGAACAAUCUUGAUCAAACCCUAAAUAUGAUCAUAUUAUGGUGACAAUAUAUCUGUCACCCAUGGAACAUUAACUGCAGAUCUUGAACUUUUAUUUAUUUAGCUUACCUGGAAUGAUUUGAGUCACCGAACCUUAUGAUAAAUUUAUGGACAUGAUCACACAUCACAAUACCAAAUGAAUUCAGCCCAAGAGCUCAUGUUUAAAAACUGCUUUGAGUGACUAAAGUGUAAGAUAUUGUCGUCUAUAGAUUUGAACCAAAUCAGUAACUAUCAAAGGCAGCCUUGGGUUUUUUUCUGCCUUUCCUGCGUUCUCUGCGGUGGCUUCGGUUCCUUUCUGCCAAUAAGAAAAUAAUUGAUGAGGCUGUUGUUAUUGAAGGCAGAUGAAGAUUUUGCUGCAGCGUAACAUUUUGUUUGCUGAUGUCUUGAAGAAAGAGCUUCAUGAGAGCAGAAGCCAUUGAAAACUAAAGCAAACACAGACUCAGUCGGAUAAAUCAUCAUGCCUCUCCUGCAACACUGUAGGGAAAAUGCUGCACAGUUGCUAUGGAACCCUCUGUUGCUAGGCAAUGGGUUGAUUAUCAGAGUUUUUCCCUUUAUUUAUAUAUAUAAGAGACAGAGCGGUGUUUUCUUCUCUGUCCAGCAAAUUUGUUUGCUGAACUGACAGGUUUUUACAACCGACGAGACUUGUUGAAAACGUGAAAACUCAUCCCUUGACUUUGCUUGGAUGUGGUUCAUCCAUUUUGAUAUGUUUAUACUCUAAACUCCAGUGUGUUUGGCAUGCUGAAUAUUUUAACAAGGAAAACUUGCAUAAAAUGUCAACAUCAUAAAAAGGUUUUGUUGAUAAACAGGACUGUGGGAGAGAGGCAGUGCUUCUCCUUCCUGUGUAAAACAUAUAGAAACGUAUCUCUGGCUUUAAGCAGCCUCUUUUUAAUCAGGUUUCAUCAUGCGCUCAUGCUGUGAGGUGCCGCUAGUAGUCUCCUCCUCUGCUGAAAUCUCAUUUUUCCUGACAUGAGAAGGGAAUCAACCCAGAUAUGCCAAAAUAGUCAACUCACCUCCUGAUCUCAGCACCUGUUUUCUGCUAAUUUAUGCUGUUCUGUUCAUUAAAGCAUCAAGUUAAUAAGCUGUCGAGAAAAAGGGGAAUACCAUCAUGUUGCCCUCUUGUGGACUCAGAUACCAGACUAAUUAAGCUUGUUGUUAUUGGAGAAAGUAAUGAUUUUUUUAUUUGUUAAUGGUUAUUUUGUCCUGCUUUUGAAGUAUGAUUGUCUCAUAUUUCCAGACACAAUUCAGGGUGUCCACAGUGGACAUCACUGGUCAUAGUACAAAGUGUUAACGCUCGCCAAGUCCACCACAUAUGAACAGGGAUGUCUGACUUUCUGCGUCCUUAAAGCACAGAUUUCCAUUUUUCUGUCAAUGAAGUUUGAAAAUUUGAUGAAUAAUAGAUUGGCAAAAAAUCUGCGUCCUCUCUUUUGCACAUAUCCAAUAACAUACUCCUGUUCCUUCUCCUCUAAUAGGGACUAUGCAUGUGAUGUCAGGGGUUGUGGAAAUCACAAUGGUUUUACCUGCUGAUUAGCGUAAAGUAUUUAAGUAACAGCAUCAGUGUUCAGUCUGAAUGCUGUCAAAAAUGUGAAAGAGCUGUUGUGGGAUUGACCAUUUUAACAGAUGUGACAAGGAGUCAGGGGAAUCUUUAACAUUAGCCAAAAGGCCAAAGAAAAGAGGAGUAUGGUUCACUGCAUUUUGGAGAAAGAUCAAGGAUUCAGGCUCUAAAACUUGGAUUCACCAUUUUGCAUCAGUAAUGUUAGAUUUCAGCUGGAGUUAUCUAGAAAAUAUAGAAAAACUAAAACAAAAUACUCUAAUUGGCCGUGCAUUUUAUUUUUACCACCAACUUUAACCUUUGAGAACAAUCAAACAUCAAAGAAACCAUUCGUAGAUAGCGCUGGUAUAGUAUUAAGUAAAUUUACCUAGAGCCGUUCUUGUUUAAUUGAAAAGACUCCUCAAUCCAAGACAACAAGUGACCAGUGGAGGUAGAUGACAGUGGUUGCUCACAGUGGACCCUCACCACACAACUGUCAAAGUAAGAGCAGACUGAGAGCUUGACUGUUUUUUUCAGUAGCUGGUAGAAUUUGAAACUCCACAUGUUGAAAAUGAAACAGGCGGUACUAAACAGAGCAACGCAGCAGUGCAGAAGUGACAUGUUGUUGAUUUAGGGCAAUAGAAAUCAUCCCAGAGGGACAGUUAAGAGACCCCCAAAAUAGACUGUGUCUGAUAUGCCAGUGUGACUUAUGCUACAGAUUUUAUGGUGGACAUAUAUAAUGUCAGAGAACUGGCCACUGCACAGCAUCAAUAUCUACAGGUCUCUUGUCUUUGGAAAACUGGAAGGGUUUUUAACUAUUCUUCAUUUAAGCUGAUAUUUGUCCAACUUUCUUCUGUUUUUGUUGUUUCUCCACUGAAAGCCAUGGGCAUGUUGCAGGAUAUUUCUGUUACGGAAAAUAAUCAAAUGAUGUCCGUGUUUUAGUGUCUCCUGAAGAAGAAGUCUCUGGAAGAAUAUGUGUCUCUUGAAAAAUGUGCCUUGGCUCACAUCGAGAAUUUAUAAUUGCAGCAGUUAAUGAUUUUUGCUAAUUUGGCGAGCUCUCAGCCAGGCUCCACAUUAUCCGUGACCUCUGACCAGCCAUUACUGCAUUUAUAUAGUCCAAGGUAUGGCUGCCAUUGUCUUCACAUUGACAUGGAUGUUCCUUUUAAAUCAGUUUAAGCUUGCAUUUGUAAGAUUGCUACAGCACUGACAGACAUCACUGGGGUUUGGAGAUGUUGGAUAUCUAAGACCUGUUUACAGUGACAGGUAAUUCAAAUUAGAAAAACAAGACUAGCACUUAGUUAGGAGAUCUUUUCUAGAGUUAGAGACACUGCCCCCAGCUGAUGUUUGAAUAUGUCUUUUCAUGUUCUGACCACUGUCUGACACUGAAUUUAUACCGUUUAGAUAGGAACUCUGUUACCGAGGAAAACAUUAACUAGGGCACCCUCACUGCCCACUACAUCAGAGUGGCUCGUCUGGCCCGGGGCGAGAUAAGACUGUCAGACUGGAAGCUGAAUGUGGCGACACGUUGUUGGAGCUGAGAGGACAGCAUACAUAGAUAAUGAGCAAAGGAGGGGACAGCUGAGCUAAAUAAAAAAGCAACUGUCAACAAGGGGUGAAAACAUGAUAAGCACAGUGAGAUGCAUGACUGGCUGGUUUUCAGAGUCGUCGAGGGAAUUUGCUCGACACAGCAGCUGUCCUUGUUGCAAAGUUCCUGGUCUGGGAAUAAAUCCUGGAGUCAUGGUCCAAGUAACACACCUAAUACAAAAUACUGAAUCUAAGUGGUGUGACUGAAUCAAAUGAAACUUUAAACCAAGAACCAAGGAGUUUAGUGUGACCGUGCUGGAGCCCACAGAAAGCAUUCAUUCAUUAAACUUUCUAUCAAGCGUUUCUGCACAACAUUUUAUGAAUGUACAGUAAACUUUAUAGUAAAUGGGGGGUUAUGCAAAGAAACUAUGGUUUUUGCCACAGUGCUAACAGGCAUAGUUAAAAUGUGGAGGAACUCCUUAAAGCAGAUUGGUCUGAUAUGAUGUGUGUGAUGAGGUAGGCCCUCAUGGUGCGUCUGUCAAUGAGAGAUAAUGCAGUUAGUGCAGUUAAAGACCCACUCCAAUGGAAAUCACGUUUUUCUUGUUGUCUACAUGUUCAUAUGCCAUUUUUCUGAUGCUACAGGACAUAUCAUGAGAAAAGUAAGUGCGAAAUUGAAUUUUCGAGCAUUUCUGCAUUCAUAUCCCUGUGAAUCUCUGGCAGACCCAAACAGCAGGUUCAGAUACAGCGAGAUUUCCUACGUAGCAAAUCCAAGCUCCGCCCCCGGGGCCCCACUAUGCAGGCCACACUUGGAAAAACAGAGAGGACGAUCGUGAAACAAGCAUGUGUGGUAGCAGAUUACAAUGCUCAUAAGAAAGCUAAUUAUGAUAUUAGCAUGCCCAUGACUCAGAGGCAAAUUGCUAAUGAUCGACUGCAGCUCUGCAGAAGAAAAGCCCUUGAAAAUGACACAAGUAAUGGGAUUUUGGCUAAAAACUUCAUAAUCACAAAGACCACUGAGAAAACUUUAAGUAAUUAAAAAAACGAUCAGAGUGGGACUUCAAAACGCUGAUACACAAUCAGACCCCAUCAGAUCCAACCUGUUUUAGUUGUGAUGUUAAGCAAAGAUUCAUCAUCAGCCUUAUCUUACAGUCCUUGACAAAAUUGGCUGUCCAUUAUUAGUGGUGUGAACUGUGGGUGCUCAUGCAGAGAACCAUCAUCUCUCUCAACUAAAGCCAUCAUAACCACCACUUAAUGACCUACCUGAUCUGAGUGAGGUUUGAUCUGCCUUUGCUCCACUGUCAACCAAGGAGACGGAUGACAUAAAGGUCCGACAAUGACGCUAAGAUAAACACAUGCAACUACACAAAAAACUGUUUGUUACCUUCUGGAUCAGACUUGAACGGAUAUUUCAGUGUAAAUUUAGGUUGGGGUCAAACACACCAUAAUACCGUAACUAACUCAGUUUUACGGUGUGUUUGACCCUAAAUUAAUUUAAUGCCGGAAUAUCCCUUUAAGUUGAGAAAAGAAAUCACAUCGGCUAAACUCAGAGCAAAAGCAGCAAGUAACAAGAAAUGAAAAAAAUUGAGAAAAAUGUUACUUUCCCUAAAUAUAUAGACUGGCAAAUAACAGAUACUAAAAAAUAUACUUAAGUUUAGUUAAUGUCUGUCCAUACCUGCUAUCAGUGAUGUGACAUGAAAAAAUUGCUGCAGUGUAUAGUUUCUGAGAUCAGCCUCCUAUGAACAUAGAUCCUGACAGUCUGCAGGGUCAGGUGUCUGCUGGGAAACUGAUUGUUUGAACAGAUUUGAUUACAAUAGAAACUCGACCAAAGGUUGUCACACUGUGAAGGUACUACAUGUAAUGUAACCUCUUGAUUAGCCCACAUUUGUCAAACUCUGGUCCCAGAUUGAUACACUAGAGCAGGCAUCUACAAACUAUUCCACAAAGGGCCGCUGUGGCUGCAGGUUUUUCUUCCAACCAAUCAAGAGCACACAGUCUGACCAAUCAGCUGUCUGAAGACUGAGAUCAGCUGAUGAAAUGAAUCAAGUCUGAUGUGCUGCUGCUUGGUUGGAAGAAAAACCCGCAGCCACACCGGCCCUUUGUUGAAUAGUUUGGACAUGCCUGCACUAGAGCAUUCAACACCAGUAUCACCAACCCUAUUCUCUCAGUGAGCAAGUGUAUUCUCCAUGGUAUGUGUUGUCAAACCCCCCCACCAGGCUGCUUUUGUUUUGGUCAAUUCUGGUCAGUCUGUUACGCUUUGAGCCGUACAGCAGAGCUUCAUUCUGGGUUCAGUCAAGAGGCAGAGCUGGUUGAUAUUUCCAGAUCAGUGCAUAUUGUUUCUCUCUCUACUUUGUUUCAACGUACUACAUUAAUAUCCAGCCAGUCUGUUGAAAGCUCCCCACUGUACUAUCAGCCAACUUCAGUCAGACAAAAAAAAGUACACAUGAAACAUUUGUGGAUCUUGGAAAAGUAUGCAGUGUUUAUGCUCUAACAGGGUAUCUGUCGAGGGAGAGUAUGGUUUGCAUGGAGACAGAAUCGUCUCUUUCUUUCGCUCAUUCCUCUCUUUUGCAUAAAAUCUUAACAAAAAGAUGACUGCAGUAAGCACGCUAUUCAUCAAUUAUUUUUAAACCAUUUCCAAGUAUGCUGAGGGGGAAAAAAAAUCAAGCAUUUCUUAGAAAAUGUUUCAAAUGUUGGUUGACAGUGAAUGGAGACGUACUUAUUUAAAGAUGCAAAGAGUUUUUUUAGAGCUGUGUUUUUCCUCCCAACUUGUGAAGUGCAAGUGGUUGUGGUUUUAUUUCGAGAAAGCUGUGGUAACAAAGUGAGUGUUGACUAAAGCAGGGUCAAAAUAUGCAGAGAGGGAGAGGGAAAGAAAGAGAGAGAGAGAGAGAGAUUUGGUGCUCUCAGUUUUCAUCUAGCAAGCGAAUGUACUUUGACAUCUCAUGGGAAAACUGUUACUGGUUGCCUUCACAAAGUGCGAUGGAAAUGGCCCUACUUUUUUGUCGGAAGAGAUGGGUCAGGGAAUAUGACAAAGCUGCAGGGCAUUUAGUGUAGCAGGAGGAGUGGCGGGGGGAGGGAAACAGGAUCACAGAGUGUAAGGGAGAGGAUAGAUGGGCCAUUUCAGCCAAGUGGUUCGCUGGUUAAUAUUUUAGCACCUUCGAUAUUUGAAGAGAAACGUCAUAAUUAACCAGAAUUGCGCGGGGAGGAAUCAUCUUUGAGCCGUUUCAAUGAAUAUUUCAGGGUACAUCUUUACAGUGAGCAUGGAUUUGAGUACUUAAGUGUAAGUCCAUCAUGGUUUCUUAUCUGAUCGUUGUGUUUGUCUUUUGAUUAUGUGAGUAGUUUCCACUCCAGUUUGCAUUCAGCAGAGGUAAGCUCAAACAGACACACAGAGUUUUACACUGAAACUCUUACCGCCUCUUACUGUAACUCUGCAGUGUCAGACAUGAGUGCAGGCACAACUGUAUCCCUCCAGGCUCAGAGGGCUUCCUCCUGACCCUAAUACCUCCUGAUAGUAAGAACAGAAGAGAAACGAUCGUACUGAGCGUUAUGUGAAGGAAAACCUGGAAAUAAAGACCAAAUUAUGAUAACAGUUGCAUUGUUCAAAUAUUUGCUCAUCCCUACUAGAAGGUUGCAAUGCUGCAUAUCAGCAGAUUCAUACAAGUGCCACUAAUCUCUGCACCUUUUCUUCACUAUGCAACUUUGGAAAAUGUCCUCAAGUUUUCAGUCUCCUGACCAAUCACAGGCUGCAUUUAAGCUCUUCCCUCAACCUCUCAUCCAAGGUUUUAAUACAGCGAUGCACCUAAACUCUAAUGAAUAAAAUGCUUUUAUCUUUGCACAUAUGUACAGCUUUUGAAUGGGCACACACUAGAGCUGCAACUAACGACUAUUUUAAAAGUCAUCCACCGACUAUUAAAACAAUUAGUCGACUAAUCGGAUAAUUAUGAUUUUUUUUUCUUAAAUUUAACAUGAGGUUGCUUUAAUUAAGUAGCAAUGAUAAUAAAUGCAAGAAUUAUGGGCACUUCAAUGAAAAAUGCAUAUUUUAGUUAACUUUGCUGCUAAUAGGCUGGUUCAUUCUUUUGCAGAAAGGGGUCCAUGGUGGUUCUCUUCUUCUAACUGCAUACAUUUAAAAUACUUAUGUCAGGCACAGUCGAGCACAACGUUAAAGCUCUCUUUUAAAGCCAAAAUACUCUUGUGAAAUAUACAUUCAAGCCAAUACGUUUUGUUUGUGAUGUCUCAGUCUGCUCGUUAUGAAGCUCAUAUAUUAUAACUGUUCAUCCUACAUUCCGACGUGCCUUCUCUUCAAAUGUUUGUUCAUCACCGGCGUGCUGCCAUGAUGUGCUUCGCAAACCUUGCAAUUAUUUUUUUUCGCCUUACCUAGGUUAAAGUGCUCCCAAACUUUGGAGGUAGCUAUGCGUGUACUCAUAGCUGCUGUGUGGGACGCCACCAUGUUUGAAUACCCUACUGCUUGGCGGAGACACUAUUACGCAUGUGUGACUCCAGGCAGAGAUCAUAAUGAAGUAAGAUGCCUCACUCUACUGGAAAAAAACAUGUCUAGAAACAAUGGUUGACUUUUUUCAUUAUCGAUUUUUGUCGACGUUGACUAAUCGUUGCAGCUCUAACACACACAGAAGUGAGUAUUUCAUGACAGUUUAAUUGAGUUUCAUUUCAAUACACACUAUUUGGCAUCCUAACUUUGAAAAGAGCCUAAAACAGUAAAUCUUUACACAAGCCUCACCUCUGAAAAAACAAAUAGCCUAUCAAAGUCUGGAGAGGCACAUGGGCCAUGCUGCCCCAGUUUAAACCUUUGGUCCCAGCUCCGCCAACGUCGUAACAAAAACAGCAAAUAGUUUGUUUUUUUUCCAGCUGCAACCAUGCAGUGCAGCAGGAUGCAGCAAAGCCACGUAAAAGUUUCUCCUCUUUUGCAGUGCUGCAUUGUUUCAUAUUUUUCAUGAUGUCAGCAUCUAACUGAGGAGUGUGUUAAAUUGUAUCAUCAACAAAUCCAACACAAUAACAGAAUCCAUCAACGUAUGUUUCCCUCUGGAAAAAAAUUUCAGCUUCUUGGAGUGAGCAGUUUCCUGAAACAGCUGAGCACUAGACUUUAAGUAAAAAUUGCCUAAAGAGCAAGAUUUAACAUUUUUAACCCAUGGAUCAAUACACAUGUGAUGCUCUGUAGAGCUGGCAGCAAAAUCUUGUAUCUAUGAUGACUCUGAAAAACUGCAAUGAGUCAACAUUUUUGUAAGUAACAUUACACCCAAUACAGCAGUGGUUUCAUUUUAAGCUUUUGAAGCAUUUUUUUUAAACAGAGAAAUUGUUUUGCACAUGUGGACAUGCACAAACUAGCUCUUGCAUGAAGUUACCUGACAGAAAAAGAAUCAAGUGAACUUAUUUUCAUGCGCAGUGCAACUCCAUCAGCCUUGCUCAGAUCUCUUCGUUUAACAGUCUAAACAGUCCUAAACAUCUGCUGCAAGGUUUUCCAAGCAUUUCGCCAUGUAAUAUAAAAGAUCCAGGUGUUUCCAGUGAAGUGCAUGCAUAUGUGACAGUAAAAUUAUACGUGCUAGUUUUUUUUUUAUCAUUCUGAAGGAUUACUGCAUCAACAUGAUUAAAGCUUGUGGAGUUCAUUCAUCAAUAUUUUUGCUUCUUUGCUUUUGAGACAAUGCUGGAGGUAAGAGACAUCACUCAUGAAUGAGGCACCAAAUAAUUCAUUGGGACAGACUAGUUCUGGUGCAGACUCCUCAGUCCUUGUGGUCUGGAGUCAGAUCAGAUCCUGGCAUUGUGCCCUGCAGGAGGGAGCCUGAGCCUGCCCAGGCGUGCAAACAAACACGUGUUAAACCACCUUAUCCCCACAAGAUCCUGGCCUCUCAGUCACUGUGGGUCAGUGAGUCUUUAGUCUUGAAUUUCAUGAGGUACUUGGAUCCUAUUAUACUUUCAUGCAAGUCUAGUUUCUCUUGGUUUUGGAAUAUGGAGAUACACUGAAGUGUCCUGAUGCAAUGUACAGUAAAAUACUUGCUAAAGUACCGUAAAAUCUGGAAUUGAUGUCCAACGGUGUAUCAGACACAGUUUGGUUUUAGAGGAAAGAAAGGUUGAAUCUUCCCUGCAGGAGGAUUUCCAUUGCAGUUGUGCAUUUCUUUUUAGCACCCCCUGCUUUUGCCAUGCAGAGUUUAAAAAUCCUGUAUUUUACUUGUGGGAUUGUCAACUCCAAUCCAUGAUAACUGGGAGAGGUUUAAGGUGCAGACCUACUGACUGCAAUCACUUUGUGUAGACGCUGAAAAAAGUGCAUUUCAGCCUUACCUCCAUGAUCAAAUGAACUUAGUUUUGGGUUACUGAAAACACCUUCUGUGAUGAAAAUGAUUUAAAACUCUGUUAAGUCUGUAUGGAGACAGAAAAAACUGAGGUUUGGGAGACAUUCAUGACCUUAGUUUUGGGCAUGGCACUGAUAGUUAUUAUGUGUUUCACAUGCAACCAGACAGUGGGCUAUACCGGUUUAUGUCUGCUUGCUUAGGAAGAUGCUCAAUAAGAAUAUGCACUGUAUUCUUCAAUGGAGUUUAAUAUGACAGACUGAUGAUUGCCACCUUACUGGCCUGUGAUGUAUAUGUAUUGAGUUUUAAUCAUUUAUGUGGACAGUGAAAUAUUGAAAAGCAAUAAUAAAAUUCUAUUAUUAUAAAUAACAGAAUAUCCAUUCACGUGUGACUGUACCCGUGUGACACUACUCCAAACCCCCACUGCUGGUUCCCCUUUGUCAUACUGUAUAGUACGUCAUUGUUUUCUUCAGAUGUAUGACUUCAAACUAUUAUGGGAGAAAACACGGUUGAAAAGUGGCACCACUAGCCUGGUCCACAUGUUUUUGUAUGGCAGCAGCUUUUCCCGUGUAAAACAGCACACCACAAUACUCGCAAUGCACAAUGAAUGGAGGCACAUUUUCAGUUGCAUCAGGUUGUGUGCAGUUGGUGAUAGCAGCAGUAACAUUCAUGAUGGUCCCUAUCCAAAACAAAGCUUUAGCUAGUUUAUCAGUCUCUCUCUUUGCACUUUGUACUGGUCACAGUAACAGGACACAGCCCACUCUUGAAACAAUGAAACAAGGUUUGAAAAGUGUUUCUUAUGGUUUGUUAAAGGGAUAUUCUGAUGUAAAAUUAAUUUAGGGUCAAACACACUGUAACACCAAGUUAGACAGACCCUUGAGAGAUAAAUGUUGCUGACUGCUUUCUUCUCUAGUUAUACCAACUUUAGUAACAACAGCACGAUGGCAAUACACAGCAGUCUAUGUCUCCACAUGCAAACCUCAACCAAAAAGCCACUCUAUAGCCACUUAAUACUCAGAACAGCACCUAACUUCAUUAACAGUACAUAUAGCGUCCCAGCCAUAGUACUAGCCACCAAACAUAUUUUUAGCUUCACCUGGUUUUCUUAGCAAAGAGACCAAACUCAACUAACCUACUCUCUUCUAGCAGCUGUUUGUUUGUGGGGGAGCCCUGACGAGUCGAUCACCGAGUGCAGUGGAUCAUUUCCAUGAAUUGAUAAUCAUAAUAAUUAUAAUUUUGCACUACAGACACAGUAGUUCUUCUGCCUUAGCGUCUUGGUCUGUAGAAGUAAUAAUCAUAAAUUUUCUUCCUUGAGCUGCGAAACUCCGCUGCACCCUGUGAUCAACUGUCUAGCUCAGUGUUACAGUGUGUUUGACCCUAACUUAAUUUUACGCUGCACUAUCCCUUUAAGGGUGGCACAGUGGUGUAGUGGUUAGCACUGUCACCUCACAGCAAGAAGGUCCGGGGUUUGAAUCCAGGUCAGGGCAUUUCUGUGUGGAGUUUGCAUGUUCUCCCUGUGUCUACGUGUGUUUACUCCAGGUAUAUCCCAAAAACAUGCAGAAGUGGGGUUAGGUUAAUUUGCCACUUUCAAAUUGCCCGUAGGUGUGAGUGUGGAUGGUUGUUUGUCUCUAUAUGUCAGUCCUCAAAUGGUCUGGCGACUUGUCCAGGGUGUCCCCUGCCUUCGCCUGAAGAUGCUGGGAUAGGCUCCAGUCCCCCGGCGACCCUGGGAACGGGAAUAAGCGGUAGAAAAUGGAUGGAGGGAUGGACUAUCCCUUUAAGGUUAAAUUUGAGUGGGCAGCAGUAAGAUCUAGGACACACCCAUAUGUUAAAGCCAGACUACAUCUGACCUACACAGUCCCCCAAUACUACUGAGAAACUUUCAGACCCAGCUCUUUGGGAACAACUUUGCUCUUGUUAGCUCUGUGCUAAUCAUGAGGAUGACCACGACAACAACAAUAAUGAUGAUGAUGGCAUUAAUGUUGUGACAUAUAGAUUUCAAGAUGAUGAUGAUUAUGUGGUUGCUGAUGCUAUAGUGAUGAUAUGACAAAAACAUGCUUCUAUAAACACUGUACAUUGCCUCUAGCUUGGCAGGUCAGCAUCUGUGUCAGAUUGGACUUGAUGUGGUCAGUGGCCUCCAGUCUGGGUCUGUGCUUGUGCUGUCCUUUCUCAUAGAUGUACAUCACCUCGGUAAAAAUACAUCUCCUAAAUGAGACUGUAACAUUAUGACAUCAAAUUUAAGCAUACCUCGAGAUUGAUGAAGUCAUUUAUCAUGUCAUCAAGUUCCAACCAUUAAUGCAAGUGUUUUGAUCAGCUGAUAGAUCAUAGGCCGAAAUACUAGUCAAAACUAUUUCCAUUAAUUAUAGUUUCAGUUCAGACAAAAUGUUUCUUGCCACUCCUCUCUUAUUUAUAACAACUUCAUGAACAAUGAGCUUCAAGCUGUAAAUAACUGCAGCUAGAGACACAAUUUGUGCGCUUUUGUCUCUUUUGCUGUGAGGGUAAAGUGAAGACUGACAGCUCUAUUUUUAGCCACAUCCAAUUGAAAGAGGAAAAGUCAUAUGGCCUUUUCAUGCUCUCAGAGUUUUUAUUCUGGGGUUUGUAAAGGUAUUUUAGAAAGAUAAGGGUUAUAUUAGCAAUUUUAAUACCUUGUCAAAAAGCUUCACUGGCUCUGAACUGUGCAAGUCUGCAACCCACAAACAUGUCCCUGACUCCUGCUGUCUGCGGCGACUGUCAGGAUCUGUUUUCCAUUCUUUUUGCAUUUCAAAGCGUUUUAUUUUAAGAGGGUUCAGAAGAAAAAGGGAGAGUUGUAGAUCUGUUCUGGUCAAAGGGAGCCUAUAUAUGCUCACAAGAUUAAAAAAUAGAUCAUAUUUCUGAACACGUGCAGUGCAUCCAUCAGCUGAGUGUAGAAAUGAAUCACUCUGUCCUAUAUGAGUCACAAUGUCCCGUCACUGUCUGUACCUUUGCCCGGUGUUUUCACAUAGUACAAUGUGCAAACCGUAUCACAUUGUUACAAAGAAAACCUCACUGCAGCUUAAAAUAUGUUCAAAGCAGCAUUGAAAUCAUUAGCUGACAAUGUUAGCUUUCAGCUGCCACAAUGUGGAAAAAAAAAAAAGGAUUGUAAAGAAAAUACGGACUGAAAAAGUGAUCCAAACAGAUGUGAAAGCACAUUUCCCAAAAAAGAACAAACUGUGGUGAGUUCUGGAAAGGAGAGUAUAAAAAUUGAAAGUGUGAGCUGUUAUGCUCUUCAUUUGUGCUGUGAAUAAACAAAAAAGAUAAAGGCGAACAGCUUGGCAUGAAAGAGAAAGGUUCAUAAAAAUAGAUUAGGAAAAAAGAUGGAAAGCAGAAGAAUUGGAUAUAAUUCAUCCUGUGUAAAGAUAUGUCUUGUACCUUUUGCUUGUGACAGUACAUGCGGUAAAGUACAUAGUGUGGUGCAGCUGUUUUCUGUUGUUUAUGAUCCUUAUGCUAAUACCAUUUCCAGCGUAAUACCACAGAACAUCAUCUGAAUAUACUGAUUCAGCACUGCCACAUGAACCAAUCACUGAACCCUUUCCGCUGUCUCUGUGUCAGCACUUAUUUUUCAUAUUUUGUGGCUCUCGCUGGUGCACUGAGAGUCAGUUUGAAGAAGAACAGAGAGCGAGGGAGAGUGUUCAGGCACAGGAGAUAAUGUCGGGACUAAAAAUGUAUGGAAAGAGAGAUAAUUAUUUUAUUCUGAAACACUGAGAACUGACAAACAUCGCUGUUCACUUAAAUCAUAAUCCACUGCCUCGGGUAACAGCCUCUCGAGUGUGAGUUUUUACUCUCCAGAAAAGGCAAAAAAUGAAAUAAAAGAGCAACAAUGGAUUCUGUAAACAGGAUAGACUUUGUCUUUACACAACAAAAUAUGAUCUCAUAUAAAUAACAUAUUUGUUUAAAUGGUGUUGGUUUAAUAAAUACUAGUUUCCUUCUGUGCAGCUUAACUUGAAAAGAGCUGACAACAACUUUAUGUAGAUAUUCUAGCUUCUGUAAAGUGGAGGUGAUAGCUCUGGGAAUACCUCGCAGUAGCACACGGUAAAUGGUAAUUAAUCACAGCAGUUAUUGAAGCUAUGCUGCAAGCGCAUAGAUGUUGAGUAUGCACUUUACUUUUAAAUAUCUUUAAAAAAUAUCUCUUAAAGUAAAACAGUGACUUACAGAAGUUUACCCAUGUGUUGAAAAACAACACACCAUCGUGGCGGUAUGUCUUUACUGUUGGUUACAUGGACUGUGAGCACACUGCAGCUGGGAAUGGAUUUUCCCUGUAAACCUAAAGUUAUGUGUGAAUACUGAAGUGCUUUAAGUGUUUACUGUACAUGUAAAGGAGAGGAUGUGCAGAGCUGUUUACAUGUCUGCAGCAUGUACUGUAAUCAUGUAAAUGAGGUACAGUUUGCUCUUCCUGUUCCUUUACAUGAACCCCUCGCCUGCAAAUUAGUAUGGAUGAGUGCAUUUUCUGAACGUUGUUGUAUAAGCUUCUGAGGGGAACUGAUCUUUACUCUCUGUUUUACACUCUCCCGCUCUCUUUUUUGAGCAGCUAAGGCAGAUUUAGAUUCGUCUCUGGUGUAUUGUUCACUACAGGAGUAGACCGUGUAUUUGAGAAGCAUUUUGCUCUGCUGAAUUUCCAACUAUGUAACUAAGACUGUGUAAAAAACUCGUAAUGCAAAUCUUCUGUCUGGGGUUUCAGGAGCAGUGUAAUCUGAUGUAUUACUGCAAAAUGUACUGACAAUCAGAUUUGAUUGAUUCUGCAUUCAAAAUCACGAGUUAAAUUGAGGUUAUUGUUUGUAAAAAAAAAAACUGAAUAUGCAGUCCUAAAUGUGAUGCACUUAUUAGACAGUAAUCGCAUUUUCCUUUGUUUUCUCAGGUGCUCCAGUCACUGUAGGAAUGAGCAUCAACAUAGCAAGCAUCGACUCCAUCUCAGAAGUAAACAUGGUGAGUUUCAACUGUGGUCUUAAUAAAAGUUACACAAAAUGAGAGCCCUGCAAAAAUGAAGCCAAGACACUUGGAGCUCCCCCACUGAUAAUGAUGGGCCAAUGAAAUAGCAGCCAAGCAGACUUGCAGUUCCUCGAGUGUCCACUCAAGACUGGCUGCAAGAGAACAAGAAGUCUGUACGACUCAUUUCAAAGAGUUAUGCAUAAAUUUGUAUUAUAAAGGGUGUAAUCAAGUUGAGGUGGGUAUGAAUAAGCCCAUCUGUAGGUCAAAUUUGUUCAUGGCUCAGAUCCCAAGCUCCCCCUCUUUAUUGGCACAAUCAAGUUAGGUUGAGUCAGCAUUUCCAAUAUACUAUCAACCACAUUCGAUUGGCUUGAAAUUCAUACAUGAGAGUCAGACAUUUUUUUUAUUUUUUUUUUAUUGUAGCAACAUGUUUUUCUUUUGCAUUAGCCUGUGAACACAUUUAAUUCUUUUAUGAAAUAACCAUUUUAACAUGAAGCCCAACUGAGAUUCCUUGGCUUUCGAAGUCAGCCUCGAGUGGACAUUCGGAGAACUGCAGUUUUUUGCACUUUUGAUUUUCCAAUUCUGGAGUUUUCCACUUGUGUUUAGCACCUACAUUUUAAACAUUAAUUUCACCUUUUCCCCACACACCACCAUAUACAGAAGUUUCUUUUGCCUAAACAAACACAUAAUACAUGAGACCAGAUAAAAAUUGCACACACCCUUUCAGAGAUUUAAGCCUCAGUUUUCCUUGUUUAUAUGAUGAACUACUUCUGUGCCUGUAGUUGCAGCUCAUGUCUCCCUGACCAGCUGUUAAUAGAUUGAAAGAGUAUGUAAUCCUUCCACAGCUCUGUAAGUAAGCGCAGUUUGUUUACAGUCAGGUAUGCAGGCUGGGUUGUGAAAAAGGCAAUAUGGCUGCUGUAUGAGCGAUGACGUCAUUCCUUCCUGUAGCAGUCUCUUUAUUUCUGUCAGCGUGACACCGAGUCAUUCACAGAGCGACUCACAUGGAGAGGCAGCUUUUCUUUCUUUCUUUCUUUCUCUGUCUGUCUGUCUGUCCGUCUUUCCAUUCAUCUCGCUGUUGUUUCUGAAACAAUAAAAUGACUUUCAACGCUUUCAAACUCACAGCAGACUGUUUUAAUUUUUUGUUGAUGCUGCUCCUUAGAUCAUUCUUUUUGCUUAGAUUGUUUGUAUUUAUUUUCUUUGAAUGAUCAGUUAAGGGCGGGAAAAUGGGAACUUGUUUGAUUCAGUUUAAAUGAGAAAGUCGAUGAACGCAUAUAUUGUGUUGCUGAAAUUUUUAACUUUUUGAGGGGUUCAUACUUGCUCCCAUUGGUUCAACAAAAAUCCCACUUAAUGACAAAGAAAGUCAAAAUUUGCGACUGCCAUUCUUCCUCUUUUUUCAUAGUUAAGGUUCGAAGAGCUCCUGUUUAGAACAUGUCGACAUGUAUCAUGCUGAAACUUAUCGGUUAAACCCUCUAUGUAAACUGUGAAAAACUAACUGAAAAUGGUAAACAUAAAUGUAGAUUAUCUCAGUAAAUGUAAUGCAGUAGUUUGACUGCAGACUUGCAGUGAUGCAUUAGCUGUCAGACAUUCUAUCUCUACUUAAGCACUUUUCCAGUUGGGCAGAGUCUUAUAAAGAAACACUAACACAGCUGUAUUCAUUGGUUUGCUGCCCAUGUUCUGGCACACAAAUGCUGAGCAGUAUAGUUUCUCUGAUUGUGUGUAAAAAGCUCGACUAUUUUCAUGAUAAUCACAGCAGAUACUUGUUUUUUUUUAGUGCUGUUGUAUCAAAGUUGCUUAUACCUUAUUUUCUACCCUGUCAAACUGCAUUAAAUUCACAAGAUUACAGUGAAAGUUUGACCUGAACACAUUUCAAACUCAAACAAACCAACUCCUUGUUUCAUUCUGCAUCAUCGAUUGGUGCUCUCUUAAAUCUUGAACUAAAGAAACACUGCAUGAGUGUUUGCACUACAAUACAAAGAGAGGGAAUAAUAAACGGUGCUAGAGGCGCUGUUGGGACUUUUUGACUCAUGUGUUCAUGUGUUACUGAAAUUUCUCUGUAAACAAAAGGUUAUGCACAAAAUAGAAAAGGUAUCUUUGUAGAUAUUAAAUAAACCUUACAAACAAACAGACUUAUUCUUUCUUCAGUGUAUUAAUAUCAGUUCUGUUUUCCUCCCAGGACUACACCAUCACAAUGUAUUUCCAGCAGAGCUGGCGGGAUAAGCGUUUGGCAUACGGUGAGAUGAACCUGAACCUGACUCUGGACAACCGUGUAGCAGACCAGCUGUGGCUCCCUGACACCUACUUCCUUAAUGACAAGAAGUCCUUUCUUCAUGGUGUGACAGUAAAAAACCGGAUGAUCCGCCUGCACCCUGACGGCACUGUGUUAUACGGGCUGAGGUAAGUGCGGCUGAAAUCCUGCUUUAUUUCUGAUAAACUAUGUAUACAGAUAUCUCCUAUAAUAUUUAUUGAUUUUAUACACUCUAUAUGGGUCCUCGAGAGGUUUACAUCAGCGUUUCUCUUUUUUUAAUAUGUGGCUAAUCAAUAUUGUAUAAUUUUGCUGUUUUCCAUCCUGUUUGGUUUCAUCCUAAUAUCAGCAUUUAUCUACCAGAGGGACCUGAAAUUCUCACAAUGGCUGCAGUUUUCAGAAGAGAUUAAUAAAUGAAAUAAGAGAGACAAGAAGAGUUCAAAAAUAACUUUUUUCAUCACACAAACUGGCAGGCAUGCAUUCAGCUUCAGAGCCAGUACAGCUCCUACAGCUGUUUCAGCAAGACAUUAUCAGUAAUCAUUGUAAGUGAAUAACAGUAAGAAUGUGGUGAGGCCAGAGAAGGCGGCUCUAUACAGUCUCAAGUUAAAAUUACAGACACAUGAUUUAAAAAAAAGGCCUUGAACAAGUAGAAGUAGUGAUUCUGCCUCCAAACUGCAGUAAAAGUGAAAAGUGGGUUUAAUUCUAUGCUAAACUAACUCAUUCUCACUACAUAUUUAUGAGGCUUCGGAACUGAAAUUUUUCUAAUUCAGAUUUUUUUUUUUAUCACUGCAGUUAAAAAAAUGAACAUGAACUUCUUAUAAUAUUGGAAUCAGCUUCAUAGUUUCAUUUUCAAGUUUCUUUCUCGUCUGUUCUGACUUUUUAAAGCAGUUUUUUUAAGUGGUGUGGUAUGAACUAGACAAACACCAUGAAAUUCUCUCUGGUUUGUACUGUUGUCCUGUUCAUUGAGACAGAAAUCAGACUUGGGGUUGUGUAGGUGCCACACAACAAUGGGAAAUAAAAAAUAAUGCUGAUUCGCCUCAUCUGCAUCAAAUGAAGUUAAAAAGCAAUUGUGGAAUUAAAAACUUUUGUAAAAAAAAACAGAUUCCUGAAAUUAUAGGUCACUAAGUACCUGUUUUGUUACCUCUCAACCUCAAACUUUGUCACUUUUUCCAAAACAACUGAAACUGUCUUAAAAGUGAAAUGAAGAGUUCAUGAGCAAUAAAAGAAAUCACUUCCAAACUCUCAGGCAGGGAAUUCACUGUGAAAGGAUUGUGGCAGCUAAUAAAACCAAGAAUUCAACUUCAUUUGCUUUUGCUAGCUGCUCUGUCUUAAGGACUAAUGUGCUGAUUUUCAAGAGCAGAAUGUCUGCAAAGUUUAGCUCUGCAGUUUGCUCUCCGGUGUGCAGAGCUGUGCUGUGGACUCUAAUCCUGAUGGCACUAAGUUAUGUCCAUGAACAGAUGAUGAGCUGAAUAAACAGGGGUAGACCUUACAGUUUUUUUUUAAUUGAUUUAAAAGCGAUGUGACAACUUCAGAUUUUAGUGAAAGCAUUGUUCAGAAAAAAAAGGAAAACACUCCGUUUUGCAUAAAAGCACAACUUUUAUCUGAAUUUCACACAGAUAUGGUAUUGUUGUCUUGAUAAUUGAAGAGUCUGUGCAUGAUAUCACUUUACUACCAGUUGCUUCAAAAUCUUAGCUGAUGGUAAAAAAAAUCAUUCUUGCUGGCUGCUUCUAUUGGAGCACACUUACAUGCAGUGAGUCAUAUUUGCAUAGAAAGGGGCGUUUUUUGCACCAAAUGACUGAACAAUGGCUCAUGUCAAUGUAUGCAAACAACACAACAGCGCAGUAGCUGCUUAAUCCUUUAAUAAAUCAGUUAAUAAGUCUAUUUAUUGACAUUUGCUAACUUUUUCUUGCUUUACUUUGAGCUAACUUAAACGAGUGUAAGACAGCUUUUAACAUGUUACAGCUCACAGACUCGAGGACUCUUCUUGUGCUUCUGUUGAAUAACAUAUGUGCAUUUCCCAACAUGCAUUUUCUGUGGCUUCCUCCAAAUAAAAGCUACGCUUUAAUUUACAUAAUAAACACCAAACUAGUUUAUCCUCUACCUAUGUGCUUGCAGUUGAUCAACGCAACAGUCCAGGUGGAUUUUACACUCAUAUUUUUUCCUUUGUGUCAAUGUGAGUUUGUCUGUCUGUCUGUCUGCAGUGCAUGCUGGGAGUCUUAAAGCGAAUGAAGGCAGUGUGAUAUGGAAAAGGUUUUUUAAAUUACUCCCGAAAUAAUCUAAUGAAGCGAAGGCUUUUGUAAAUCAAAAUGGAUAUUCCUACAUAACUUUAUGUAGGGACAUGCUUCACCCCUAUGUGACCUUGAACAGAAAUAACAAGAGCAAGAACAAACAAGACAAUGAAGAUUGCUAUAGUCACGAUAUCUUUUUAUUAGCCUUUCUUUGUAAUGUAUCUCUGUCAUGAGGUAUUAGAUCAACAAGGGGAGGUUUGAUAUGUUGGGAUCACAUGUGGCGCCAGAAAAACAAGAUCAGUGCAGCUAGUAUUUGGUCCUGAGGCAGGAUGAGUUACUACAGAUGUAUUUUUGGCAACAAUGAUGAGACUUUAUUUAUAAAACGUAUUGUCUACAAAGUUUUCAGUUUGACGCAGGACAAAUAAUAACAAUGUUUUGGUAGGACAAAGGUCCAUUAAAUCCAUCCAUCAAUUUUUGUUGCCCCAAAAGGGCUAAAAAAAGGUUCUGAAUGCUCCCCACCUUUAUGUCCCAGAUCAGUGUGACAAAGCAGACAAGUCAGUCAUCAGUGAGUGUACACACAGGGACCCAUCUGAAAGCCCUGAGGGAUGUCUAAAAGUAGGAAAGUGUCCUGAGGUUUGUUCAAACUCUGAAUACUUUGCUGCUUUUCUUAACGCCGGUUAUUAAAAUAAAGUAUUUUGAUGGAGCUGGGAACGUGUUUUUGUUCCAUGAAUAAAAGAAACUGUCAGUGACAAGGUGUAGAUCAUAUGAGCUAAUGAAAUAUUAAUGAAACAAUCAGUAUUCACCAACUCUGAAUUACAGAAUUGGUGCUGACACAGGAGGAGAGAUGAAGGCAGAAGUUUUUCAGAGAAGCAGAACAGAAAUGCAGUCUCACUGCUACUACAGACAUGUCAGCGACUUGUUCUUUACCCUGUCUGACGACUGUACUAUGGCCUGACGAUGAAGAGGUGCAAUUCGAAAGGAACAUGGUGACACUCGAAGGAGAGUCUGGAGAAGGAUGUAUGUUUUAAUUAUUACAGGGAUUUAUUACAGGCAGGUACUGUUGGGUCAUGCUCUAUUAAAGGCCAAUCAAGUCACCCUCUGUUCUGCCAUGUAAGAGCUCAAGGAUCUCAUUCAGCCAACAGACAGGUCCUGACAACAUUAUUGGUAAGAAUAAUCCAUGUGACGAGAUGCUUAUUGAGUGUCUGUAUUGAAUUAAAUGAUAGUUUUUGUUGUUUUAAGUUCAUUCUGAUCAUUAAUGGUGCUUCAAAAAAGAUGAAGUGUCUGGUUUCAAAGUGACACAACUGCGGAAGCACCUUCAACCUGCAUUACUUCAAAUGACCAGCAGAAGGCAACUGUGCUAAUUUCAAAACUAAGUCUUACAAUAUGAAACCAGAUCUGCUUCUUUUGGACACCUUCUCACAUUUUACAUUAUCUUACCAAGGAUUUUUUGAAUGAAUUUUUGUCUCACUUACCCGGGGAUUCCACCGCAUGCAGAGGUGCUCUGUUCCACUCCGGAAUGGCAGGCGGAUCAAGUACAUAAGCAUGUAGAGCCCACUGGAUCCGAUCUACUGCAGCAAGCGGAGGAGGAGCAUUUGCAAUAUUACCAAUUUUCUCACGUAACUGGACAAGAUCUCUCAUGAGAUCUCACAUGUUUCACCAUGAGACAUUGAAUGAGAUUGGUGGUGAAUAUAAACACCAGCACAACCCUGGCCCCUCCCAUUACCAUGUGAAGAACAGUUCAACGUAUUGACUUUAUUUUAUUUUGAAAAUUAACCGUAUAUUUUACUCUUUAGCCCUUACAACUUUUGAUGCGUUGUGCUGUGGCAUCUGGCAAAAAUAGAAGCCUUGCCUAUCUGAUCCAACUGCCAGAGCCAAUCCGCUGCAGAACCUGACAGCGGACAGAUUGUGUGGAAUCACGCACAUUGAUUAAAAUGCUUGCAUAUUUGAUCCGCCUGUCGUUCCAGAGCGGAGUGCAGCCGUUCCAGAUCCUGUGGAAUUUAGCCGUUAUUGAUCGACAACAAGAUAAUGUCUAUUUUGUAAGUCAGAGUCUCUUUUAAAGCCAAGUCAAUGAAAAAACAGGGAAUGUUCAGAGUGUGCCUUCUUAUGACCACAAUACAUGAUAUCAAUAGAGACAGUGCACCUCCAUCCCUUUCCAUUGUUUGAUGGAAGCCAAACUACCAUCUCAGUUGGCAAUGGCCUGUUGCAGUGGUAAAGACAGUAAAAAACAUGGAUGCUGUCUCAGUGAUGUCACCCAUUGGUUUCUCCAACUGACACGGUCCAAAGAUGGUCAACCGAGCAGGAUGUAAAGAGACAAGUCAGGCUUUAACCUUCAUCACCAAUGGCUACAGGUAGUCACCUGCGAAACCUCUAAAGGUUUUGGCUUCACUCAGGGUAGCUGCUGUGUUGCCCAUGCUUUUAUAGUUAUGCCUGUGAGGGACAAGUUGUUAUGGCUAGCUGUCAACCAGGAUAGAGAAAUAACGAUUUGUAACCCAUACUCCAAACGUGAUCACGCUGACAUCAUGGUGACGUAAGUGCCUUGGCCACGUAUAAUAGCAGAUGUAAACCGGAUCACUGGAAACUUCUCCAGUCUGCACCAACUGAGCUGAACAGACACUCCCAGCAGAACUUCAGCACAUCCACCUCUCCAUGAUAGUACCAGGCAGACCCAAGCAUAGAGCGAAAUGGACCUGUGCCAGAAGAAAACGGCGUUACACCUGCAUUUGCACCUCUGCUGGCAUCGUGCCUGCAUGAAACAGAAAGCUGAGACAUUGCUGUGGACAAUAACAUUCUGCAAACAUCUCAUCUUGAAGCACUCCGCACAGAGCUUUACUGCUAGCAUCACACACUGCAGUUAUAGUAAAAGGCAGGUGGCGUCAAGCCCUUGGAUCUGUCCUCAGACUGUUUUUCUGCAGCGUACAGUAAUUAGAAGCAGUGUAUAAUCUGCAUGCAGUGGUGAUUUCAGGACCUUUACAAGCCUCCUGUAAGCGUGCAAUUAAAUCGCUUUGUUCAAAUGUUUGACUUUGCCCAAGGGUUGUGUGGACAUUUUUUUCUAGAAGAACAGCAUAACAAUAGAUGUUGUAUUCUCGGUUCAUUUGAAUGUUUCGCCUCUUAAGUUUGACCGCUGGAGGUUUUUGUUGCCUUAAAUGCAUUUUCUUGUGCAGACCGCCAGUUUGAAUCCGUCCCCAGUGCUACUCUCGAGCACAGUAAAAUGCAAACUGUGGACAAUCACAUUACACACACUGCUGCACCUGGUGCUGCGCUCUCACCUCUCCACUCACUGUGAAAUGUGCUGAGACUGCUGCUGUUUGUACCUUUUCUUUUUAGCCAUUAUUUACCUUGAUAUCUAGUACUUACAGAUACUUUCAACUGAGCUGAACUUUGUUGAUCGUCAUUGUUAUUGUUGUGAUCAGUUUUAGAACAAUCUGACCUUCUCUCCUUUUCAGCUGUGUCCUCUUUUGUUUAUUCCUGGUUCUCCUGGUCAGAAUUAAAAACUGUGAAUUCUCAGCACCAAAAUAUAUUAACAAAAUUUUUUUUACUGUUAAUGCUCAGAAAUCAACAAAAGAACAACAAAAAUCAGGCUUGUUUCCUGCUGUUAAAUUGCAAUUUAGGGUUUAUUUAUAAUUCCUUACUGCUUAUUUUUCUAUAUUUGAAUGCAUUGACAGUGAUUAGGUGAAGCAGCCUGCACAGUUAUCAGCAAUACACUCCGCUGUGCCACACACUCCUUUUACAGCGGAGUGACUGAAGUACAGUUUUAUACGGUUUUAUACUUCAAGUCUUCCACAUAAACAAGGAUAUUUUAUAUUUUACUCUACUACCAUAUUCUUUAUUACAACGUUAGUCAUGUCAUAAAUUACAGUUACUCAGGACGAGUUGUACAUGGUCUUGUAUAGUGUUUUUUGUUUGUUUGUUUGAUUGUGUGGGUAUUCUAUCAGAGGAGCUGACUUAGCACUAAAUUGGUGUGCAAACCAAGCAGCAACCUUUUGUGGUAUAAACCAAAAGGUUAUCAGCUCAAGAUGAGACAUUUUCAGCUCCUGCCUAAUUUGCGUCAUUUACACCACCAGAGUAGUAGGAGCGUCUAAUCAUGUCUUUGCGUUGAUUUAACAUGUAAUUGAUUUGCAUGACUGAUUUUACUCUAGCUUGGUGUGUAGAUACAGUAGGUGAAUCAAAAAAUCUGGUUCUUGAUGAGCCAAAUGAUCCGGAUCACUAAAAAUCCACUAAGAAUCCAAACUUUGCUCUGACAUGGAUGUCAGACAGUUCAAAAAAGAGCAUACAGCCUUUGUAAAUGUAGAGUAGUCUGUGCACCAACCAAAAAAAUUAAUUUUAAUUUAAAUCCCAUCUCUAUCAAAACAAAUAACCAAUCACAGUUUAGGAUUUUGAUUGCGCCAAUCAGAUUCAAAGAAAGGAGUGGCCAUAACUCGAAACACUUCCCCUGAAUAUCAGAGGUAGUUGUCUGUUGGACCUAAAAAUUGUCAGAUAGGCCAAUUGUUUUUUUGUUUUUUUUUUGACCUAAUGUGUAAAAUAUGCAAAAAUCUUAUUGGGGUGAAAAGUAAGAAGAUAUUGUUUAUACUUGCAAAGACUCAUUUUUACUGAGGAGUACUGGUUUUAAAAUAAAACCAUCACUAAAAAGAAAGUAAGUUGAAACUGUGAUUUUUGUUUAAAGGUGAUAUUUUGGGUCUUGUUGCCUUAAAGAAGAGAGCUGGGGAGACAUGUAUCAAAGGGCUGAGGUUGGGGUAAUACCCAGGACUAUUGCAUUGAGGACUGUAGCCUCCGUAUAUCGGGCGUCUGCUCUACCAGCUGAGUAAGCCAGCAGCCCAAAGCUAUGAAUUUUUAAUGAUUAUUCUAAACGCAUAGUUAGAAUCCAGAGGCAGAGGUGUAAUGGUGCGUGUUUAAAGUAGGUCAAAACAAAUCUUGAGCUGUGGUCAUCUGCCUAGAAUUAAUGAUGUUUUGAGCCUGUUUAUAUUGUUGUAAUUGUAAACUUGGGAUGUGUAGUAGCCAGAUUUAUCUCAUGCUUUAUCUCUAUUUUGGAAGCGAGGAUGCUGAGUGCUGCAGAAGUUGCAGGACAGUGUCUGGGUGUUGCAAACAAAUAAAGUCGCUCCAAACGUCAAUAAAAGAAGUCUGUGUCAGUAGAAAGUGUGCGGCGCGGUGUGUGCAUGAUGGAGCAGCUUUUUCUAACUCACUAGUGAGUCGAGAGGCUGAAUCAUCGUUAGCAAGCUGACAAUCUAGUCUGGUACAGUGCAUCGACUCCUGAGAGCAUUGAGAGCUUUGUUGAGCUCAGCUCUGUCCAGAUGGUGCUUUUCUCUCUUCCUAGUCCUGCGAGUGUGCUCUCUCAUGUUCCUCUGUUUGUGAAAGCGUGGAGUAGUACUAUGAUCCUCUUUAGUAAGCCAGACACCUCACAGACAGGGAUACAGGAGCAGACUGUGUAGGUGUCAAAACUAUUGCUCACAUAUCUGAAAGCCUCGCUCGCGGUCUGUAGUGCAGAGCCUCUGGGAUCCACCUCCACACUGCUUUUAGUUUUCAUGCGAUGUUGGCACGAUUCAUGGUCUGGAAAGCCAGAAGAGGCCUGUAGGAAUGAGCGGACUGCACCUUUCAUUGUUGAAUUAAGGGGUUUCUCCUUCCUCAGGCUCUGAGCCUAAACGCUGUUGUUGUAAUAGAACCGUACACUCAUAUUCACCUGCUGGCCUCAGACAUUCCAGGAAAACUAGCAUUUCAGAUUAGUGGCAUCUUCUCUUGUAACAUAUUUUUCAAGUCUAAAUUACUCUCACUGGUGACAUUUUAAACAUUUUUAAAGCUGCUGCACAUGUGUGUUGUCUACUUUUGUUGUUAGUCUGUGUGGUGUUUGCACUGAUGCUUUUCUACAAAUAAAGUCUUCUACUGAUAAAUUAAGUUCUUGGAAUGAAAUUAAAGGGAUAUUCCGGCGUAAAAUAAAGUUAGGGUCAAACACACUGUAACGCCAAGUUAGACAACCCAUCGAGAGAUGAAUGUUGCCAACUGCUUGCUUCUCUAGUUGUUACUUAAGUAACAACUGCACGAUAGAGCCACAUGCACCACCAAAACGCCCCUCUAUAGCCACAAAUAAUGCUCAGAAUAGCACCUAACUUCAUCAACAGUACAUAUACACUCACCGGCCACUUUAUUAGGUACACCUGUCCAACUGCUCGUUAACACUUAAUUUCUAAUCAGCCAAUCACAUGGCAGCAACUUAGUGCAUUUAGGCAUGUAGACAUGGUCAAGACAAUCUCCUGCAGUUCAAACCGAGCAUCAGUAUGGGGAAGAAAGGUGAUUUGAGUGACUUUGAACGUGGCAUGGUUGUUGGUGCCAGAAGGGCUGGUCUGAGUAUUUCAGAAACUGCUGAUCUACUGGGAUUUUCACGCACAACCAUCUCUAGGGUUUACAGAGAAUGGUCCGAAAAAAUAUCCAGUGAGCGGCAGUUCUGUGGGCGGAAAUGACUUGUUGAUGCCAGAGGUCAGAGGAGAAUGGCCAGACUGGUUCGAGCUGAUAGAAAGGCAACAGUGACUCAAAUAACCACCCGUUACAACCAAGGUAGGCAGAAGAGCAUCUCUGAACGCACAGUACGUCAAACUUUGAGGCAGAUGGGCUACAGCAGCAGAAGACCACACCGGGUGCCACUCCUUUCAGCUAAGAACAGGAAACUGAGGCUACAAUUUGCACAAGCUCAUCGAAAUUGGACAAUAGAAGAUUGGAAAAACGUUGCCUGGUCUGAUGAGUCUCGAUUUCUGCUGUGACAUUCGGAUGGUAGGGUCAGAAUUUGGCGUCAACAACAUGAAAGCAUGGAUCCAUCCUGCCUUGUAUCAACGGUUCAGGCUGGUGGUGGUGGUGUCAUGGUGUGGGGAAUAUUUUCUUGGCACUCUUUGAGCCCCUUGGUACCAAUUGAGCAUCGUUGCAACGCCACAGCCUACCUGAGUAUUGUUGCUGACCAUGUCCAUCCCUUUAUGACCACAAUGUACCCAACUUCUGAUGGCUACUUUCAGCAGGAUAAUGCGCCAUGUCAUAAAGCUGGAAUCAUCUCAGACUGGUUUCUUGAACAUGACAAUGAGUUCACUGUACUCAAAUGGCCUCCACAGUCACCAGAUCUCAAUCCAAAAGAGCAUCUUUGGGAUGUGGUGGAACGGGAGAUUCGCAUCAUGGAUGUGCAGCCGACAAAUCUGCGGCAACUGUAUGAUGCCAUCAUGUCAAUAUGGACCAAGCUCUCUGAGGAAUGCUUCCAGCACCUUGUUGAAUCUAUGCCACGAAGAAUUGAGGCAGUUCUGAAGGCAAAAGGGGGUCCAACCCGUUACUAGCAUGGUGUACCUAAUAAAGUGGCCGGUGAGUGUAUAUCAACUGCAGCGGGGUGACGCAGCUCAAGGAAGAACAUUUAUGAUCAUUACGUUAUCAUUUCCUUGAAUAAAUAAUCAUCAUAUUAAUCAUUUUGCACUGCAGAUGCAGUAGUCCUUCUGCCUUAGCGUCUCUGUUUGAUUGCAUUUCCAUGAAGUAUGAUCAUAAAUGUUCUUCCUUGAGCUACAUCCCCCCGCUGUAGUUGAUGGGCUCGACUGCUAGAAGAGAGUAGGUGAGUUGUGUUUAGUGUCUUUGCUAAAGAAAUCAAACAAAGCUAAAAAAAGAUGUUUGGCGGCUAGUACCAUGGCUGGGACCCUAUAUGUACUGUUGAUGAAGUUAGGUGCUGUUCUGAGCAUUAUUUUUGGCUAUAGAGUGGCAUUUUGGUUGAGCGCGUGGCUCUCUGUAUUGCUAUCGUCUGGUCAUUACUAAAGUCGGUAUAACUAGAGAAGCAAGCAGUCGGCAACAUUCAUCUCUAGACAGAGUGUCUAACUCGGUGUGUUUGACCCCAACUUAAUUUUACGCCGGAAUAUCCCUUUAAAUUGGAUAUCGACGGUAAUGAUCCCACUAUUGUCCGAUGUAUCUUAGUGGAAAACAAUCUCACAUUUGAUUCAUUACAGCGGCUAGCUAUUACCCAAUUGGCCUAAUCUUAAAUCUGUCCUUUAAUUUCUAUGACUUAAAAAGCUGUGGACACACUGGAACUAUAGACUAGUUCAACAUCCUCAUACUUUUAUCACAGACAUCGAGGAGGGACUCACUUACCAUGACAAAUCUUUCAGAAUUCAUCACAUGGACAUAUUGCCUAGAGGACCUCCUUUUUAUGACAAAAUGCCAGAUUACCAACUUUAAACAGACAAACUAAGAUCAGCUAAGGUCUCUGUCUAACUUUGGCUGAAUCUUUGAGGACACCUUUUUUCCAAACCUUCUCAUUAUGUAUAUCAUGUUGAGGUGUCCAAAGUAAGAAGAGAGUGCCGAGUGUCCUCCUGCAGUGUCUGCUCAGGUCUGAGGUUGCUGCUGUUGACCCUCUCUGCUGGGACUCUAACUUGCUGACCUACAUCUUCUGACAUUUCCAAAUCCCAGCUCCUCGCCGUGAGCCAUCCCAACACGUGCCCGCUCACUGAUGAUUCUCUACUCACUUGUUAACUGUCACAUAUAAAGUCCGUUUUAUUCAUAGUGGUUUUUUUCAUCCCUUCUUCCUCUCUGCCUGCCAAGAGGUAAAGAAUUCAUUUCUGUCCAAUACUUGGAGCUGCUGCCUCUGCAGGAGUUUCACUGCUUCACUGUGCUAGCAGGGGUUUGUCUUUUAGGAGCAGUAACUGUGUGCUGACAGGAGCAGUCGUUCUCUUUGAAAUCAUACAGGACUGAGCAGCAGCUCCAGUUCUUGGGCAGGGCUCUGUAGGGCUACUCUGUAACUUCGCCUUAUUUUUUCAUAUGGAGAUCCUUUCAAUGUUUUUCAAGGCUGCAGCAAUGACCCGGGAAUCCCACUGGAUCCGGAACGGCUCUGCUCCACUCUGUACCAGCAGGUGGAUCAAAUAUGUAAGCAUAGAGCGCCCACCGGAUUCAAUCCGCCUCUGCCAUCGGAGAAGAAGCUCUUGUGAUAUUACUGAUAGUUCUUGCGAGACUGGACGAGAUCUCGCGUGUUUACCCGUGAGACAUUGAAUGAGAUCCACCAACCGGUGUAUAGAUAUAUAGGGCGUGUAUAUAAACACCCACAUCCCACAACCUUGGCCUCUCCUAUUAUCAAGCUAAAAACAGUUCAACAUAUUGACUUUCUUUUAUUUUGAAAAUUUACUCUGUAACAGCAUACAACUUCCGCUGCUGCUCGUGUUGCGCUGCACUGAAUUGAUGUGCUGUGAGCCGGCAUCCAGCAGAAAUAGAAGCCUUGCAUAUCUGAUCCGGCCGCCUGAGCUGAUCCACAGUGGAGCCGGACAGCGGACGGAUUGUGUGGAAUGACACACAUUAUUCAUAAUGCUUGUGUAUUUGUUCCACCUGCCGUGCUGGAGCAGAGCAGAGCCGUUCCGGAUCCUGUGGGUUUUGCCCAUAACCUGGAAUUUCCACCACAUCUGGAACAACUCCGAUCUGGAAUGGCGGCAAUUUUCACCCUAUGCCAAUUCCUACCGGAUCCGUUUUUGAGACGAAUUUUGUGGCAGAUACGGGCGGCAGGAAUCUCACGAGAACCAGGAUUCAUAUGCAAUCAUGCAAUAACAAGUUGUCUUUAGCCACAUAGGCUAGCCAUAUAAGCGGUAGAUUAUGUCCUUCCAGAGAAGGAAAUCUACUUCUAGACUUAUAAAAUCACCAUCUCCUCAUCCAGGGUGUUAUUGGGAUGAAAUGCUGUCAAAAAACCAUUCACUUUCUAAGCAGUAAGUUCCUAAGAAACUUAACAUAAGCAUAUAGUAUGUUGCCUUUAAGCGUGUUCUUGAUUGAUCUAACUACAUGCACUAAUAGGGAUACACCAUAAUUAAAGGGGAGGCUGCUUUCUUUUUCUAUCUCAUGUUCAAGCUGUACCUGCUCUUUAAAACUUUAUCAGUGUCUGCCAAAUCAACUUAAGGCCGGCAAUGAAUCUACACUAAAGUCCCAGUUACUCAGAAAAGAUGUGAUGAAGUCAUGCUACACCCUUGGCUUCAUCUCCACCCAGCGUGGGUUGCCCAGACAUUGAAAAUGCAGAAGUUGCAUGUUGCAGUGUCACUUUGAAUUUCUUUGUUUGUAAAAGUGGCUUGUUGGUUUAUUUAGUUUAAUGUCACUCACUAUAACCUGUAGUUUUUGGAGAACACGUACAUGACAAGUUAAGUUAAAUGAUUUAUCUGUUUCAGUGUCUCCUCCCAGGUCACCUUCAGCUUAAGCACAUUGAUUCUGGCUGUGGAUAGAUCCAUGUUUCAUUGAUCUGAUUUGAUUUUCACUUUAUCAGAAUGUAUUUUUUCCUGAAAUGUGAAAAGGACAAUCUAUAAACUGAUUUAGCGCCACUCCAUUGACUGAGCAGAAGAAUUUAGAGGUGCUUUGGGGAGGAUGAGGAAAAUGAUGAUCCAAUCUAUUUGGAUAUCACUUAAAGCUCCUGUGAGGAACUUCAGCUUUGGGGGUAGUCAUCAGAGGUGGUAUAAAGCAGGCUGAAGAACUAGUUUUAUUUUUCUUAUUCCCCCACAACAAAUAUUCACAGUGAGCAAUUCAUUUCACUGAGAACAGAAAGCAGAGGAUAUUUGUUGUGAAAACACAGAUAACACAUACAUAGAACAAGAUCAGUGAAGAUGGAGAGGUACCACUUUGUCCACAGGAGGCGCCAUUAUUGACAUAAAUAAAAAGUUCUUCACGAGCUUUAUAGUAACGUUAACUGUCUCUGUACUGUCCUCUGUAUUUCUUCUCCAUAUGAAGAGUGUGGCCUGCUCCGGGGGCGGAGCUUGGAUUGGUUACAUAAGAAAUCUCACUGUUUCUGAACCUGUCAUUUGGGUCUGCCAGAGAUUCACAGCGAUGCAUUUACUUUUCUCAUGAUAUGUCCUGUAGCAUCAGAAAAAUGCCAUAUGAACAUAUAAAAAACAAGAAAAACAUGAUUUUCAUUGGGAUGGGUCUUUAAAGACAACAACUUGUGUCAUACUUUACAACAUAAUGGUGUCAUCGGUGUUUUUGGUUGUUUAAGUGGGAAACCCCAGCAGUAUAAAGAAAAAACCUCACACAUCGUAGUCAGUUUAGUUGCUGACAGUCGAACCCUGAAUAGAAACAGAGGAGAAAUGUGACACAAUUUUGAAAAUCCCUCAUCCUUUGCAUCACUGAAGCUAUGAUUUUGGAAUUUUUCCCAUAUAUUUAAGUAAAAUUGACACAAACUGAGAGAAAUGUUAAAGAAAAAGCUUCUCCUUUUUUUCUUUUCUUUUUUUCCACGAUUAGUCUAGAUAAUCCUGAUGGCCAACUGACCUUUCCUGUAAAUGUAAUUAGGCCUGAUGUUAUCUCCCCUCAGUGUGUAGAGCUGUAGUCCUGCUGCACACUCAGAGCAGAGCAGAGCAGCAUAGUGAGACAGCAGGGAGGUGCAGCACAGUCGAGCACAACACAAUGCAGUUUGAGCAGCUUAGUGCUUGUGCAGCAGAAUGCAGCUCAGUGUCACUGUGAAUAAUAAAUAUAAAAACCUGUCACAUAUUUUGUUUAUGUAUUAUUUUCUUUAGCCUUCUGGUGCCUUCUGCUAUCAUGCUCUCGGAGGCCCCCACAUGUGCUCAUCCGGCCCAAUCAGCUCGAGCAGAAUCAUAUUUUGUUUUCCAAUUACCUCACGACAGCACGCUGUUCACCCACCAUGACCAAUUUACAAAACUCCUUGUUCUGGCAAUAUAUUUCCAGUGCGAACAGUUUAUUAUUGUUAUCUGCUGUACUACUAAUUCCAGGUAAUGUAAAGUAGAUGGUUGUGCAUGUUUGCCCGCUGCAUUAGCGUAAACCACACACAGGAGCAGCAUUGGUGGCUUUGGCUUAAAUAUGAUUAAUAAUGCAUCCAGACUCUGAAACUUGCUUUAAAGGGUAAAACUUCAUAUCCCCCCCAUCAUGCACUAACAUGCACGCAUAGACACACACUGUGCACAUCAAAACCUCCCCUCUGAACAUGCUGCUGGCUUCUGACACACAGAUGAUGAGCUGGAAAUUAAUUUUUCUAUUUCAUUUACACAGGAGGGCAGUAAGUGUGUGAUGAACACACAGCAGCUGGUAUGAACAGCAGAAAUGUAAUUACCAAAAUGUGCUGCACCGGUAAAUAUUUCAGUUAAAUGCCAAAGACCUCUACACAUGUAAUUUGUAGCCAAAGCUGCUUUUUCUUGGGCUAGUGGAUUUAUUGACAUUCAUAAACUGCUAUGCAUACAUCUUUUCUAAAACUACCUGGCAGAAACGCAUAGUGGGAACUAACAAUAAAUAACACGCAGCAUUGACAAAACUGCAGAUGCUGAGCAGUUAGUAAUACACAUAAAAUACAAUGCUGCACACGGGAACAUAAAAAUGAAUCACAUUUAAGAGUCUUUGGGAAAAAAGCAGGAAAAUCAUUCAAAAAAACAAAGAAAUGAUCCCAAGAGUGUGGUGCUUUGUUUAAUCUCUAGCUUCAUGAUGCUUUGAGAGAUAAAAGAACAGGCAAUUCAUUUCAAAUGAUAAAAACAAGUAACUUUGAUUUAUUGAACUGCUGCUGCCUAUUGUCCAUGUUUUCAUCACAUGACUGAAAGUUGUGUCCUUGAUGCUCCGCACCAUGACCCUUUCUCCUAACCCUUACAGUCCCGCUCCAAUUGUUUUUGUUUUUUUUUACUACUUCAAGUGUUCUCAGUGGUCUUUAAAUUGUGAUUGUAAGGUUUUUACUGAAAAUCCCGUUACCUGUGUCAUUUUCAAGGCCUUUUCUUCUGCAGAGCUUCAGUAGAUCAUUGGCAAUUUGUUUCUGAGUCGUGGGCGGAGACAGCGCUGCUCUGCACACUCCUCUUCUCUUCACACUACUCUUUAAAUGAGCUUGUAGCCUAACAUUGCCGGUGUAGUGGAAGUGGCAGGUAACAUAGGAGCUAUUCAGCUCUCAGACUGUAAUAAUAAUAAUAAUAAUUUUAUUUAUAUAGCACCUUUAAAAACAGAAGUUUACAAAGUGCUUAGACAACAGUUGCAAGCACAGAACAUCAGCACAUGAAAAUAAAAACACAUAAAAACAAAAGCUCAGUUAAAAACAGGCCUCUGAAUUGUAGGCCUGUUUCACUUUUUGUAAGAAACCCAGGCAAUACAAGAACCCUACAAAAUAAAUGGGACCAUGAGGACAAAAAUAAAAACAUAAAAUGAAAUAGAAAAGGAGGAUAGGAAACAGGCUAUUAAGUAUAAAAGAGGAUAUUAAUAAUAAUAAUAAAAUAAUAAUGAUGGUAAUAUAAAUGAUAAAGUGGAAUUAUAUAUAUAUAUAUAUAUAUAUAUAUAUAUAUAUACAUAUAUAUAUAUAUAUAUAUAUAUAUGAAAUAAAAUAAAGGAAAAUAAAAAAACAUUAAAAUCAAUGAAGGACCUGAGAGAUAAAAUAAGAAAAGAUUAUAAGUAAAACAAUGUCUUUAGGGACACGAUGAAAGCUGAUAUCAUGAUUAGCUUUCUUAUGAGCAUUGCAAUCCACUAAUGCACACGCUUGUUCCGCGAUCGUCCUCUGUAUUUCUCCGAAAUAUGAAGAGGGUGGCCUGCAUAGGGGGGCCCCAGGGGCGGAGCUUGGAUUGGUUACAUAUGAAAUCUCACUGUUUCUGAACUUGCUGUUUGGGUCUGCCAGAGAUUCACAGCGAUCUGAAUGAAGAAAUACUCAGAAAAGCAAUUUCACAUUUCUCAUGAUAUGUUCUCUAGUAUCAGAAAAAUGCCAUAUGAACAUGUUAAAAAAAUAGAAAAACAUGAUUUUCAUCGGAGUGGGUCUUAAAACCUUUGAAUGAGGGAAUAAUUCAGGCUACUUUAUGUCAUCAUGAUUUCACAUACAGUAAGUUGUGUCUUUGUUUUCUCUCCUCAGAAUAACCACCACCGCUGCUUGCAUGAUGGACUUGAGGAGAUACCCUCUUGACGAACAGAACUGCACACUGGAAAUUGAAAGCUGUAAGUAACACUUGAAAAGCAGCAUGUUUAUUUGACACAGCGGUAACAUAGAUAGAGAAGUAUGACAUUACCAGUAAAAGAAAAAGAAAAAUUAGUGUAUCACACUGAACUGUCAAAAGUGAACAGUUAUGAAAUUUUGAAAGACAUCCUCAUAUAUUUGUGUUGUUACUGAUGACUGCCAUAGGUAUAGGGGUACAAUUUCAGAGCUUUGCUGAUGUGCAUUGAUUACUGUUUCUUCAGAGUGACAGAUGGACAGGGCACUGCUGGAUCAUUGCAGGCUAAAGGCAAAAUGAUGGCAUUCAUAUGAAGACCUCAGCUGACCCUCAGUGUGACUCUUAACCUCUAAAUUACAUAAGUGUCAUACUGCUCCAGAGUAAAUGUAGUUUAAUAUUAGCUCACGUCCUCUGUAAUCAUUUUAAUGAAUAAUUUGUACAUAGGACACAUCAUUGGUGACUAAUAGGUGCAAAUAAUUAGUUAUUGGUGAAGUGCCAUUAAGCACCUGAUUCAGGGGAGGUUCAUUAAGGAGCUGAGCAGCAUGUAGAUAUAUUUGAGUAUUUGGUUCAGUGAAAAAGUAUCCAGCAUUUUUAAUAAAUAUGAAACCCAAACGUAUCUACUAGUUAUUCCAAAGAAGAAUUUAGUGUUUUGUGGUGUUGCCAAGUAAAGAGAGAGGAUCUGUGAUCACCUUGUUGACAAAACAACAAGACAAUAUUCGACUCUGUAGCGGGAAGCAGUAGAGAGGGUGUGAUAGCCAGUUUGUAUAUAGAAGCACAAAAGGUUUUGUAAAUUUAAAUUUGUGUAAUAUUUGGCAGUAACUUAGAUUUAAAAAAAAAAGACCCAGUUUUAACUCCAGACAAGUUGCAAUAGUUUGUUUUUGUUAAAAAGAGGGAAGAAAUUUACAGACAAUAAUCAAAAGAUAGAGUUUGGCUGUGGUUUCCAAACCAUCAAUUGCAGUCAAAACAACCUUUUUUUAUGGUUAUUUGUUGUUGAGAGUAUAACAAAAUAUAGCAGAUACACUAUUUAGUGUUGCAUUCCUGUAAAGAGAAUCAAACAAGAUAUAAGAAGGAGAGAGGUGUCAAAAUCAAAGGUCAGCGAAACAAGUUUAUUUACUGAAUAUCACAAAGUUUAACAGAAAAAUAAAAAAUCAAGGUGCUUCAUAUAAAAGAUCAAAAGCGUUAUGACAGAGAAAACAUAACACGAGAAAGGGUAAGACGAGACCUUCUUAUUUUGUGUUGAGGUCUCGUCUCACCCUGUUGGGAGUCUAUUUCGCGUAAUAACCCCCUCUCUAUACAUUAUCCUGCUUAAAACUUGGUUAUUAUCUAAUAAUACAAACAAAUUGUGUUUUUAUCAGUCUACUUACAGGGCGAACAAACACUAAACUCAGCAUUUUCAGUCUAGUCUGAGCAUUGGCCUUUUUUUCCUGCUGUGUGAGGUCCUCAUCCCCACAGCUCUUAAUUUGCUGAACCAGACUUGUAUCAUUGCCAAAGACCGUACCAUGUUGCUGUUUUCUUCAAUUUGGUAGACGUCUCUUUUACUUGGUCUACUGUGUAUUUGAACAUCCUUUACUGUCUCAUGUCUUCUUUCUAAUGCUGUGGAGUCAUCAUCCAUUUACUACUGACAAAUAAAACUGAAACUAAUGUUUUUGCCACAUUGUCAAGAGGAAGAAGUAAAACCAUAUGAUUAAUGAAUAUUCCACUCUCUUGGAUGUAAAUGUUGGAAUAUGUGUGACGUACGCAGGGUGUUUGUUCUCGGCAUAGCUUUUGCGCUUUAGAAAUGGUGUUACAGUGUUUAGACCAAUAAUUAUCAAGUCUACAAAGCAGCUGGGUAACAAAGGUAUCGAAGCAAGGCACAAAAGCCUGAAGAAGAUUAAACAAAAAAUGGCUAAAAUGUCAUAAGACAGUUAUGAAAUAUAUUAAUAAAAUUUUAGUGCUGAGAUAGCCUGUUCAUAAUUAUUUCCAUAAUCCCUGGUAAAGUCAUAAUACAUUUUUUUUUAAAUGUGGGAAAGUUUAAUAAAUUGAUAUUUUGACUCUUUAAAGAAAAUCCUUAUAUGUUUAUGUGAAGGUAUAAACAGUUCAGUAUACGCAUAAAAAAGGAGGAAAUAAAUGAGACUUCACAUUAUAUCACACAGUAUCUUAUAAUUGCAUUGUUUCAUGUCUCCCCUUUUUUCUCUAAAUGCUUUAAUUUAGAUAAAUCAAUAUCCAGGAGAAAAUGUGCUGCUGCUGUAAUUAAAAAUUGUAUUUGCUUGAUCAUUUUCAUUGACCACAACAUCAAUCACUCUGCUUGCUCGAUAUAGCAGAUAUUUGCAGUUCUUGUUGUUCAGGAUAGAAGGGCCGGGUGUUUACCCUCAGGGACAUCAGUGGGCAUUGAAAUAUGGAUAUACCAUGAAUUAAAAAGUUGCAAGAAUAUCUGCUGUUUGUGCUUUGCACUGGUGGGACUCGAGCACAUUCAGUGUCAGUUUGAUCGAUUAGGUCGGCAGUUGUUUCAGUUUCAUGGACAAUGUCACAUUUGCUUACCCUGUAACCUCAGAGAGAGAUUUAAUGGUAAUGAAUCCAGGUCUCUUACUGAGUCUAAUGCCAUCCAGGUCUGGACGUAGGGUUGGGGGAUGUGAAAUGUAGUAACACUUCCCGCACUGAGGAAUGGCUCUGCAGUGAAUGCAUACUACCCUACUGACAUAAAUCUACCACUGUGGUCACUUUCAAUUGCUCAGCCGGUGCAGAAUGAGUGGGAGCACUGUAGCAAGUGACACAUGUUAAUAAAUAUUCAUGCAGCUGGUAAUGCAUGCAAGGUUAUAGCUGCAUAGGAGAUGGACAGUGGAGCAUGUGAUUACAGGAAAGGGGAAUAAGCAGGUAUCAGUCAGAGGUGCCAGUGUUUUCCACUUACUAAGGAUGUAUUUUUUUUAAGCCAUGUUUUUUGAGCAGCUUUAGGAAAUGCAACAAUUUCACUAUUUAAAGGGAUAUUUCGGCAUAAAUUUAAUUUAGGGUGAAACACACCGUAACACCGAGUUAGACAUCACCUUAAGAGAUGAAUGUUGCCGACCGCUUGCUUCUCUAGUUAUACCAACUUAGCAGUACACUGCAGUCUGAGGAGCCAUAAACAAACAUCAACUGAAAAGCCACUCUAUAGCCACAAAUAAUGCUGAGAACAGCACCUAACUUCAUCAACAGUACAUAUAGGGUCCCAUCCAUAGCACUAGCCACCAAACAUCUUUUGAACUUUGCCUAAUUUCUUUAGCAAAGAGACUAAACACAACUCACCUACUCUCUUCCAGCAGCCGCUUGUUUGUAGCGAGACCUCAGGCCAGUCAGUUACAGACUGCUGCGGGGUGAUACAGCUAAAGGAAGAACAUUUCUGAUCAUUUCUUUGAAGUAGUAAUCACCAUAUUAAUCAUUUUGCAGUGCAGACAUGGUAGUUCUUCUGCCUUAGCGUCUCGGUCUGAUUGCAUUUCCAUGAAGAAGUCUCUCGAGGGGGUGUCUAACUCAGUGUUACGGUGUGUUUGACCCUAAAUUAAUUUUACGCCGGAAUAUCCAUUUAAGUUUGUUUAGCUAGUUCCAUUGUUUUUACUUAACCUUUUGGGUGGCUUCCCUGAUUUAGUGAGUCAUUCAUUAUGUUGUUGAGGUCUUACAGGGUACUAUGAUGUUCACCAGCAUCAAUAAUUCAAUUAGUUUUUAGUCAUAUAGCACCAAAUCAAGAGAGGAGUGAUCUCAGGACACUUAAGAAAAGGCAGGUACAGGCUGUCAGGAUUUUUAGAGCGAUUCAACACAAAUGCGCCAUCAUUUGUGCAACAGUGGCAAAAUAAACUCCGGCAGAAACCUUGAGCAGAACCAAAUUCAUGGUAAACAGUCAUCAGCUAUGACUAAAUGGGCUGAGAGAGUGGGAUAGAGCGAGACUUAGAGAGUGAGAGCGAUAGAGACUAAUGGGCAGAGCAAAAACUGUGAUUUACAUAAACUAGUGGCAACAACAUUAAUGAUAGUUGCAGAAAUAUGUGAGAUAUGAGCAAAAUAAGUAUGAUAAUAUGAGACUGAUAUUAAAAGUUGUGGCAGGUGGAACAAAGUAGAUCCACAGCAGCAGACUAUAGAUCCACAGGAACUUAAAGAUGCCCCUAAAGAUGUAUGGUUUGUGACAUGCAUAAAUGUGAUGAAGAGAGCAAGAGAAAAAAAGAGAAAGACAGUGUGUUGAGUAGUCUUAAGUCUAUAGCAGCAUAACAGAAGCAGAUCCUAAACCAGAACCAGCUGUAAGCUUCGUUACUAAGGAACAUUUUAAACCUAAAACAGUUUUCCACCUUCUGUUAGACACUGACUUGUAAUGGUUUUUAAAGAGAGAGGCCUGAUAAACAGAGGCUCUGCCUCUAUUACUACAUCCAACAGAAAGUCUAAUUACUUUGUUGUAAAUUUUAAUAGUUGUCUCAUGAACAGUUUUUGACAAAAACUGAGUACUGAAACAGGUCUUUAGCAGUAACCGGGUCUUCUCCCUCUGCACAGACGGAUACACCACAGAUGACAUCAAGUUUUUCUGGCAAGGAGACGACAACGCUGUGACGGGUGUGGACAAACUGGAGUUACCUCAGUUCUCCAUCGUAGACAUCCGCCUUGUGUCCAGGGAGGUCAGGUUCACUACAGGUAAGGCUGUUUUAAAUGUGUUUGUCUUACCUGCUUUAUACACACCAAAGAACUUUGUCACCACCCUAUUGCCAGCUGUCCACCAGAGGACUUUGAGAAGAUUUGGAAAAGACUCCUGGAAAACUAUCAGCUCACAUCUAAAGACAAGUGUUUAGAGUUUUUAGUCACAGCCUAGUCUCAGACUGAGAUUUUACGAAGACUGUGAAUCUUGCAGGGUCAUUAUUUGUAAGACUGAAACUAGAUUCUUUUCGCAUUUUUUGACAGUUCAGUGUCAAAAAAAAGAGUCCACUGGUGAGGACUCUAUUUGCGGUGGUGUGUGAUUUGAAGUGGGUGGCUUAUUAAUCAGCUGUGUGUUCGUAUAUGACAACUCUGAAAUGGCUAAUGCUAAUACUUGGCACGCGCGCCGUGCAGUGCAGCCCGUGUGCGCCGCAUAUAGACACAUAUAUACAGACACAUACUGAGUCCAAGGUAGCGCGUAAAAAAACAUUACUGUUGAGGUAUGGCAGCUUUUAUUUAGCCGUGGCAGUGUGCCAUUACAUGUUGGUGAAACAGGCAAGUCUAAUCUGACCACAGCUCCAGUAUCUGCUCCUUUUUAUCGCCACUAAUUAUUUGUACUUCUUGUUCUUGUUGUUUUGAGUGUUAGGUUUCCUUUUGUGCUAGAGCUCAUUUAUUGGUUGUUUGUGUGUUACGUCACUGCAACUUAAGAUAAUAUCAAACAUGUUUGAUAUUGUCGCAAACCCAAGACUAGGGAAAGACUGAUGUAAAACAGCGCAGAUUACCAUCUUAAAUUUAACGAUGGAGAUGACGGGAGCAUGCUGUGACUCCGCUGUGACUCCGCUGUGACUCCAGUAAAACUCCCAAGAUUUACUGACGACUUUCAGUUUUUAGUCUGGGACUGUGAAAAUCAUUUGGUGGAUGCUCAGCAUAAGUGAGGGCACCAAUAACCACAACAUUAUUCCUGCAGGGACAAAGAUUACAUUUGGAUCAUUUAGAGAGACAGUUUCCUCUUUAUCAGAGCAGAUUGUGGGUGGACACUUCCUCACAUUCGUAUUUUAUGAUAAGCUUUCCAAAAAAAGGCAACUUGAGUACCAACUGUUGAUUUAUAGGAGAUGUCUCUUUGAAUAUUUCACUGUUAGUGUUCCUAUUAAAAUCAUUCCUACUCUAUCUAACAUAAGGCCGCAGAGACUGUUGACUGAGUUUUUUUUUUUUUUUUGCUUUCGCUUCAAAUUCCCUGUCGCUCGCAAGGUAUUGAACUAAAGCAAAAAGCCCAAAAAGAAAACUUAAAAAAAGUUUGUCAAGAUGCAUCAGAACAGCACAAAACCAUGAAAAAAAGUGUGCUAAAACUGAUAAAUCCAUGCACUACUUGGGACAGUUUCCAUAUUUGAUGAUAUGCAGAUUGUAUGUGAGAGACUGAUGUGUUACUGUCAGAGAAACUGUGCGACUGUAACUUCAUUGCUCUGAAACGUGUGUGUCGUCCUCAUGUUUGAGUUUAGUGAAACCUGUGAACGUUGGUUGCCAGCAUGAAUCUCGAUGUACUUGGGUGAUCUAAGGCGUUUGUCUCACACUUGAUGAAGUAUGUAUGCUAAGGUAUUGAUUUAUUAAAAGAUUUAGAGCAACCUGGAGAUGAUGAGGUCAUUCAUCAUGCUGUGUGCCCCAUAGCAAAUAGCCUUUUAGAUUAAAACCAUCACGCUUAUCUGAAGCCUUUCUUCUUUGGUGACAUGGUGGAAAUAAAACUGUAGAUGGAAAACACAGACUGGAACUUAACUAUAUUUAGAGCAAUUUGUAUUGUUUCCAACCUCGUAAAUACCCAGCUCUAUCUGAGGAGGAGAGACCCCGCCUUGAUGUUUAUAUUGCUUUUUGCAUCAGCAUUGUAUUGUUGUGCUUGUUUAAAUUAAAGUGCAGUCAAAAGAGCAAUUAAUGCCUUGGCACAGCAAGCUCAUAUUUCCCUGCAAACUGUGCAGAGGAAUGACUUUCCACCUCGGCAAACACACACUGUAUAUUUUCCUUCUCCUGUUAGUGUGAAAGCAUGAGAUGCAAUUAUGCACCUCUAACAUGCCCUUUUGGUAAUGUUUAGAGGACAGAGAGUGUGAAAGAAAAGGAGAGCAGCUCUCUGUGACAAUCCUCAGAGGGACGCUGGAGCUGCCUGCUGAGAUAGGGGGUUGCAGAAAAAUCUGCCGUGUUUGCGACUUUCUGCCAUGUUUAAUUGGAAUCGAACUUGUCCCUGGAAAGGAAUCCAUCGCUUUGGGGAAAUUAAGUGCUCCAUCUGAACAAAUGGAGAAAUGACUACCCUGCGCGUUGUCAAAGUGCAGACUUUGGAAGUCUUAAGUUGCGCCAACGUUUCCCCCCUUCUCUCCUUUUUUUUUUUUUAAUCCACUGAUGUGAUUUGACUCUGCCUUACUCCUUUUUCACACUAUCACUCCAUCCUGUUUUCCUUUUACAGGUUCAUAUCCAAGGCUUUCACUGAGUUUUAGGAUUAAGAGGAACAUUGGAUAUUUCAUCCUGCAGACGUACAUGCCCUCCAUCUUGAUCACCAUCCUCUCCUGGGUCUCCUUUUGGAUCAAUUACGAUGCCUCUGCGGCUCGGGUGGCCCUGGGUAAGACACAGCCACAGCUGCAUUAUUAAACUUUUACCUAUCGCCACUGACUGUCACAUGUUCAGGGCUCUCAUCAGUUUCAUCUACAUUUACAUGGAACUAUCUGCUGUAUAAAUAACAUUAAAAUGUAUAGAAAAAAUCACAUUAUUUGCAUGACACAAAUGUAGAUUUUAAACUGUCAAGUAAUUAUUCCAUAUAAUGACUAAGACUGGCAGACGUAAUUUCUUAUACAUAUAUAUAUAUAUUUUUUUUUUAAUCAAAUUAGUACAUCUGUGUUUAGCUGCUGUGACAAAGACCAGCUCAUAUUUCUGCCUGAAGAACCAUAUAAAUUUGCACAGAGUAAUUAGAGUUGGUCUUAAUUUUGCUAAACCCAGUUUUCAUUAAAAAAAAAAACACAAACAUCAAAAGAAGAAUACCAGCCAAAGUCAUUAGCAUUAAUUCUUUAGAGAUCAGGCUGUCAGUUAACUGAAGUGUACUCGAAGUAAACAAUAACCAACAUUCAGAAAAUGUAAUCCAUGCAGUUUUAUUUAUGAAGCCCACUUUCAUUGACUGACUGAGGAAGCACUCUGCACUUCAAAAAUUUAACAAAACACAACAUGAAGACAUCUGUGUUUUCUGUGUGACACUGAGGUCAAAUUAACUUCAUCAGUAAUAUCACUGACUGAGAAAGAGGCUUUAGUAUUAGGUUAAACUACUGUACGGUACAGUAACAGUAACCCAUCUUUUUUCAUUUUAUAAGGCUUUUUUAAACAUUAACUUGAGCUUGAGUUUCCGAUGAUUAUCACUUAUUGUCUCUGUGGUCAUCAUACUGGUUUUGUCAAGUUUUUGUUGGAUUACAUGCAAAGUUGUACCUUGAGCACACAAGCUACAGCAUCAAAAAUGCUCCUACUGUACCUGUGGAUCAGUAGAAAUAAUCAAGUGUUAUGUAUGAUGAUGUACUCAUAAUUGUUAUUUAAAUAACAUUAAAGGUGCACUUUAUAGGUUUUUUUUUUAAUGCCAGUAACUGCUAAUAAUCAGAUGACUGCAACUGAUAAGAUUAUAAACUUUUUACAUUUUGUAUUCCUAAAUGUAGAUUAUACGAAGCAAGAAUAAGAAAGGCUAAUAAUGAAUGGGCCAAAAUGUAUAAAUUGUACAUGUACCUAAAUAUUCCAUACUUCCUUUUAAAAUCAUGUAUCAUGAAGUGCUGUAAAUUUAGUGAUUUAGUCAUUCAUUCCUUUGGCUUUUAGUUGACUCCGGGGAACUUUGUACGCUUCUUAAAUCAACCUCUUAAUUGUGCUAAUGCUCACUACGGCUGCUUUUAAUUUCUUAAAUAAAUCUCUGUUGCAAAAACAACUUUUUAGAUAACUUUCAACUUGAGGACUUUUUUUUCUCCUCAAGGAAUACUUGGCAGCACAGACUUUGCAAUUGGCAAUCAUGUAAUCCUCCUCCUCUAAAAUAGUGAAAAAGAAGCAUACACACCAGCUGUCUGGUCAGCUUGAUGCGUCUGUGCUUGUUCUUCAUCUCUGUACAUGAUGGUAGCUUGAUGGGCACCACCCACAUGUGUCAGGUUUCCGUUCCCAUUAUUGGCCAACAUUGUGCGGUAUUAAUAGAUACUGUGCAUCCCUUCCUUUUCAAACAUUUAUUUCAUUGCAAAUAUUACAUUUUCAUCCCUGCAGUUGGCACUUUUGAAAUUUGUUAUAGAGUUUCUUUUUAUAUAAGUUUGAUAUUACUAAAUAAAACAUAAAUCACACAAACUCAACAACAACAUAAUAACUCAAACAGAGGUCAAAAGUCAGGGCUGAAGUGUAGGUGUCUGUGUACUGCGACAGGUUUGAGGUUGAAUUAAAGUAUCUCAGGACUUUAUUGAUGAGAAGUUGAAUUUUUGUUUUCAGUUUUAUGUAAAUUCUCUUGGUGCUGAUCUUGUAUUUUCAAUGAAAAAACUGUGAAUGCUGAAAUCUAUUUUUCUUGUACUUCAACAAAAGUAAUUUUGUCCCUCUGUGUGUGCUCAGGUGUGACUACGGUGCUCACCAUGACAACUAUUAACACCCACCUGAGGGAGACUCUCCCAAAGAUCCCGUAUGUGAAAGCCAUUGACGUCUACCUCAUGGGCUGUUUUGUGUUUGUGUUCCUGGCCCUGCUCGAAUAUGCCUUUGUAAAUUACGUGUUUUUUGGCCGGGGACCUGCGCAACAGAAGAAACUCAGUGAUCGGCUGAACAAAGUCAACAACGAGCGCACGAGAUACGAAGAGAAGCGCCUGAGGGAACAGGUUUGCAUCCUCAUCUGCUACCUUUCUUUGCACCCGACUUCUCUGUGUCAGUAAGAGUUCAAGUACAACACAAGUAUAAGAUUUGGAGCCAUUUUCAUUUAUCCAAAGACACAUACAGUGUACCGUAUUCCCUGAAGUAAUCUUCCAGGAGCAUACUAAUGCCACCACAGCCCAAUAUGCAUUCACCGACCAUCAUCCAUCGCUUCCCCUCAAGCACUGACUGCUCCUUAUCGAGCAAAGCCUCUCUCAUUGAGAUAAUGAUUCAUGUAGCUCAACAGUGGUGUUAACAUUCUCAUUUCUUAUUUAGGUUGUCGUCUAUGUAAUGCUGUAGGCUUCAUUCACUCUCAGUCUGCUGCUUCUGUGCAGUAAUAUUUGUUCUAACUGGAUAUAAUAAAAAAAUGUGGAAUAAGAAGUUUUAAUUUGGCAGUCCUACACUAACAUGGUCAGACUGAAUGAAGCCACUCCUGGUGUUUUCUGUGUGUGAAGUAUUUAAUGCUUUUUCUAACUUGUACCUGUUUACUCUGUGUCUAAUGCAUUGUGUAAUCUUUGGAAGAAAUUGUACUUAUUUGCCAGGAUUUUUAUAGCCGUUUUAAUGUUCUCUUCAUUUUUCUUUCACAUUGCAAGGACUCCAUUUCCUCGCCGUUUCAAACCAACACCUUCAGGUCAUAUACACAGAGAAGAAAUCUGUAUCUCGAGGAACAAAGAAAAGUUGGGGUACAUGUAUUUAGAAAUCAUCUCGGCUGUAGGCCAGGCUUCACAGUAAAAGUCUGAUUGUUAAGGCUUUUUGUCACCAUUUUGAAAAAAAAAACAAAAAAAAAACACUAACAGUUUUUCUCUAAAAAGAUUGCUAACUAUUUCUGUUGCAUGCUUAAAAUGACGUUCCAUAUCAUCCCUACAUUUUGCUUUAGCUUUACAGCUUUUGGGAUGGGAGGCGGGGUUAACAUAAGUAGAGUAAAAGGAGGGAAUUUGGGGCUACACCGCCGACAUUUCCGUUCACUCACACUCCCUGUCCUUUCUCUUUCCUCGCAGGUGGAUGCAUAUGGAAACAUCCUCCUCACUACGCUGGAGAUGAACAACGAAGUGAUGCCUUCUGACGUGGGGAGCAGCGUCAGUGACUCUCGGAAUUCCGUCAUGUCCUUCGACAGCUCUGGGGUCCAAUUCAGGAAGCCCAUGGCACCCCGGGAUGGCUUCAGCCACCACUCGCUGGAUCGGAGCGCCAUGAGGAGCCGGGCCAACUGUCGACUACGGCGACGCUCCUCCAAGCUUAAGUUGAAAAUCCCAAACUUGUCAGAUGUUAGCACCAUUGACAAGUGGUCCCGGGUCAUUUUCCCCAUCACCUUUGGAUUUUUCAACCUAAUCUACUGGUUGUACUAUGUGAAUUGAUGUGCAUCCCACUAGGAAUCAUGGGCCAUAUUUUGAGAGCACAUUAAAUUGGCUUUGAUACAGUUCCUAAAAUAUGUAUACACAUAUACAAGUUGAAAAUAUGUAUAUGCAUAUUUCUAUAUAUUAUAUUUAUAUAUACACAUGUGAAACCUGAAGGACCUUUCUGCUGUACAAAGUAUUAAUAGGAUGACUUGAAUGUUUAAGAAUAAUUGUGAGAGAAGAAUUUCAAGGCUUUGAGUUUCAUUUUGCUCCUGAAAGAAACAAACAAACAAACAAACAACAAACAAGACCCCAUCAGGGGUUUUCGGAACUAAAGACUGCAUGAUAUUUUUGCUAAAAAAAAAAACAAGAAAAAAGAGAAAGUGGAAGCUUUUGAGAGAAAAGAUGUCUCAGAGUCCCAUCGACUUUUUAUUGCAACUUAUCGUGAUCAAAAGUCCUCUUCUGCAGCUCAUGAAAUCACUGGUGGCUCGUCUGUUCAGGCAUCAGCUGAGUGAGAUCCUUGACGCCCCUCCCCCAAACCCACGCCCCCUCUCCUUCCCAUUACCCAUGGAUAACAUGCACGGAAAUAUCCGGUUCUACUAUGUACAGCAACCUUGUUUGGAUUAUGUGUUGUUCCUUGGGUUUUUUGAAGUGAUAUUGUUCUCUUUAUCAGACAUCGGUCUCCAUUAGAGGGACGCCUGGAUGGGAUGUUUGACCGCCGCAGAGUCAACGCAAACUUCUAUUCCUUUCUCUUCUCAUGUUAUUUUUAGAAAUACAUCCUUUGGGGGCGGUGGUGGUGGGGAGGGUUGGGGAUCUUUUACAUUAUGGUUACAAACAAGUGCUGAUUAUUGUAGAUAUGAUUUUGUCUUGAAAAAUACUGUGAUUUCGGAGAGUGUCAGAACAUGUUCUAGAGCUAGGGCAUUAUGAGGUAAAAAGAGUCAAAGGUAUGCAUUACUCAUUUUGAUUGUGUGAAAAAAAAAAGAAACAUAUUCUACACAUUUAUCAUUCAAAUGCUCAUGAAAGUAUACUUGUACUGUUGAUUUCCUCCUAUUGAUCUGUUCACAUAGAGUUCAUUGACGUCAUAUCCUGCUUUGUGUUUGCUAAAAAGGAAAAAAAAGGGGGGAUUGCUUUUGUGAUUUGUUGGACAUGGUACCACAGUGAAUAUGUAAGGACAUGUAUAUUCAGAAGAGUCAACAUAUCAGCCCACAGUUUGACCAGUUGUCACUCAGUAUACAGUAUUUAUUUGUUUGUUGAGCAUUUCUUCUAUGUUGGUGUCCCGGUUCCUGAAGGCAAGAUUGUUGAGGCAGCAAAGGGUAAAAGACACGGGCAAUGGAUUGGUUAUUUCACACGAAAAUGCUUUGAAACUCAGAGAAUCAAAACUUUAAGCUUAAUUUUGAAUUACUCAGUUAUCGUAGAGUGAAAAAAAAUGUUGAAUACUUUGCAGGGGGUUGUUAAAAGGUCUAAAACCCACAUGCACACAGACAAGAACACUGUUUCCAGUACUCAGGCUCAUCCAAAAGGGGGGUAAAUACUUUUGGACCUUAUCGUUUUGGGAAUCUUACAAGUUAAUCACAGUUGUUAUCAAGUUAGCAACAUAUAAAAGUCAAAGACUAAAUGACAGGCAGUGCAGAAGGGGAGAAAGAGCAGAAGAUCACAUUUGAAAUCCUCCCAUGCCUGUAAAGCUUCAACUGAAGUGCAGAUCAGCAUCUUCCUCGGUGACAUCUUCACUUCAGGCGGGCUCUACUGGGAGCAACAGUCUCUGAGCAAGAAAACUAACACAGCCAAACCUACCACUGUGUCCUGUAGCAAAAUAAAGUGAUAUGCAGCACAGCGAGGUCCCUGAGAAUCAUACAAAUGGAGAAAGAGAGGGAAAUUGUCAUAUUCACAAACACAUGGGGGACUAGAAGAAGAAGAUGGAAAGGCUGCAGAGUAAUCAAUUUAUCAUCAGAAAUAUCCACUCCCCUCUGGAGCGCAGGGCGCAGUGUGCAUAAGAUGCCUUCAAAAAGGAAUACUGAUGAGAAACCAAUUUGUCUCCGUAAGUCAUUGUGAAGUUUGUACAGUGAUGUGGCCCAAGCUGUGAUCAGAGUUUAAUAUUUCAUUUUGUUUAAAUUUUAUGCAUUGUCAUCAUUGUACUGUAGAAAGAAUAAAAAGAUCACCUUUAAAUAUCCAGUUUAUCCAAGACGACAUACAGUUUGGGUCUUAGAUGGAGGGAGGGACCGAGGUGAGCUCUAUGUUUCUGUCUGAAACUGAACGGUCUGUUGUUUGUCUCUCAGUCAACUGUAAAGUCCAAAGGAUUACACGACCAAAACAUAGUGAUUUAUCUUAAAUGUGAAGAAAGUAAAUGUGUUGUCACUCACGAGAAGAAGCGAUGAGAGCAAUGAUGUAAAGUAGCAGCAAAUAUAUGAGAAAAAUGGCUUGUUGGUUGAAAAGUGUACCAUCUACAGGCUAACAACAGUUUCCACUGUGUUAUAUAGAGGACAUGUAUUGAGUAUCGUGUACUGUAGGUAAGAGUAAAGGCAAAUUUGUGCAAAUGUGAUGGUGCACAGAUUCAGAGUUCUUCUAAAAGUUGCCAAAUGGAAGUGAAUUAAGACUGAAAUGCAAUGAACUUGUUUACAGUAGCAUCCGUUUUGUUUUUUCAACAAUCUUUUACACUUUACAAAAUCCAAUUAUAGAUUGAAAAGAGUUCUUUGCAGGUUGAGCGUUGCACUCCGAUAACACUGUUGCACUCCAAAUGAAACGAUUUUCAAAAGGAUCAAAAGUCAAUGCAGCAGAACCAGAGAUAUCUUCUUUUAUUCUACUUUUGUUUUAUCCUGGUCGAAAUCUGGUGCCUACAUUUGCCAAAAUGCGUCCAGACUGCCUACAGUUAGGAUGGGGAUUGGCAUGUGUUAUGCUAGUAGCAGCUAAUGUAGCAUCUAGCUGCUAGCCUAAAGCAGAGAUGAGGAAGAAAUGAGAAAGCUUUUCCCCCCUGACUCUUAAACCCCAAGAUUCUUGUGUCCAAAUCUGUAAUCUUCAACCUUGAUCAACAACGACUCGAGUGACAUCACUUGAGGCUUUAUAUCUGUGAACAGUAGCAUGAUCAGCUCAAAAUCGUGAACAGUGUUUUUGGAAAAAAACAGUAGCCAUGAUCGAAGCACAAAAGGAAAGCUCUGGCUGCAUAAAUAAAAUACUCCUCUUGUUUUCUUGUGGGGAUAAGUUCCAGCUGAAUGGAUUGAGGUGUUUUUGUCCACAAAAAGUUGGAGGAAUAUUUUAGUCUUGUGUCAGAGUUUUUACUUGUUCAAUCAAGAUUCCCCUCGGCUCCCUGGAGACAAGAAGGCUUUCAACGUUUUUCACACAUGUACCUGUCCUUCCAUGUAAACACAUCUGGGUGUGUAAAAUUGAUAAGAGUUGCCUUUGAAAUAAUAACACAAACCCCUGAGAUAAACAUGCUGCAAUUCUAGCUAAUAAAUAGUUGUCUUUUUCUUUCUAGAGGCACUUAAUGCUAGAUGUGUUUAGAGUUGCCUGAAUCGAGGGUGUUCAGGCUCUAAGUGGUGACCUUUGUGCACUUUCAAACUCCUAAACAAUUUUAGACUCAAAGAAAUUCAUCAUAGAUGCAGGAUAUUUUUUUUCUUUUCUUUUUGUAUUAUUUUCUUGUCUGCACACUAACAGCUUGUCAAACUGUUAAAAGGCAAUAUGAUAGAGCUUUAGGAGUUGAGUCAAACUGUGAGGUCGAACAGUACAUUUAUUCCAAUAAAAGACAAACAGAGAUGUGUUUAAAAUGUGGGAAUUUAAGUCAAAUCAAUGAAAAAGAAGCCCAGUCCUAUUUUGUCCUAUCCUAUAAAAGAAUUAUUAACAUUUUCUUACCCAAGCUGACACAAGAGUCAGAGACACUUUCAGGUUGAAUAAUUCCCAGAAAUAGAUGAAAACAUGCCUAAUCAGGUGUAUACUUUGUUCUUUUUGAGAUAGUUGAUGCACAUUUUUUGAUAAACUUCAAACACAAACAGAGGAGACAAAUUAGCAGCCCCUUGCAUGCUCGCAGUGAUUACCACUCAUCUCACUCAGAACAUGUAUUACCUGCUUUCUGGACAUGAAAUCAGCACAUUCAUCCCAAAAGCUGUGAGGAUCUUUUGUUCUAUGCCUUUACUUUAGGAUCUUUUCUAACAAAAAGACAGAAAAUAGAUUUCUUUUGACUCAUAUGUUUCAAGGAGUAGAGGAGCAGAAAAAAGUGUUGAACUGAUUUCAAUGUGAAUUUUCUUGCCUCUAGUGUAUAUGUGUAAUUACAUGUGAAUUGUACUGUAAAUAUGAUAUCUUUCACUUAAUAGUUCUUAAUGCAUGAACAAAAACAUGGCAGUUCGUAAUACCAGCUAGCCUCACUGCUAAUGGCAUGGACAGCUUCUCUAGCAUUGGCAUACUUCUGCAAACGAAACCUAAAAAAUGAAACACAAGAAAUACACGGUGUGAACAAAAUAAUGGAGGAAUCAAUGCAAAGUUUUCUCACAGUGAAGGGGGUUCUGGUGGCUCUAAGGUUGUAUUUCCUUGUCUGGUUUCGUGAGAACAAGGCUACUGCUAAUGCUAACGCUGUUGAAGAUUAAUGGACAUUACAGUUUGCCUUAGUUCACUCCUGACGAAUGGGUUAGUAUCUUUCCACACGGGCUCUCCCAUUCACCAUGUCCAAACUUAAAGAGAUUUUAGCACAGCACAGAUGCAGCGUUUACCUCAGAUAUCAACAGCGCACAGAGUCGUAGGCUAGAAAUAGAGAGGGCAUGUUUGGCUUGCUGGCUUAUAGAGGCUAGAGGAGCAGGAUAGCCUUAAGAGGGCGAGUGGGAUGUUCUUUCCUGUUCCUCAAUAAGACAGUCAUGAGUGCCCUUGAGCAAGGCACUUAGCCAUCUGCCCGAGAGCAGCCGCUCAGUUGCUAAUAGAAGAAUACUGUGCAAACUAGCUAACGGAAAUAUGCUAAAAAUGUUAAGCCUUGUGCGGGUGUUGAUCGAAAUUUGUUCUCUGGAAAAACUGAAGACACAGAACAGUUUCAUGGAUGCCCUUGGUCCUUUACAUGUAAUUGAAGCCAAGUAUUGUUGCGUGUAGCCAGUGCCAUAAUUACCAGCUGGGAUCUAACACCACUAAAGUUAUAAAUCAUGCCAUUUUUUGUUGACUCCAGUCUUCACUCUGGGAUUUCAGCCCUCCCCAAAAAAGAUAUGCAUGAGAAGCUGAACCCAUAAACACAAAACUGCUGACUGUGACUUAUGAAUCGCACUGAGGCUGACCUCUAAUAAAACAGUGAACCUCCACCAUGCACGAAAAAAAUUCAUCCACCGAACACCAGAACACGGCUGACAGACCCCUCACUGUUGGAAGAACUUUUGCUGGUGCAUUCGUUAUUUUGUGCGUACCUUGUAGGUUUUGUUUUGCAUGAACUGAGUUUUGAGAGGUUUAAUUUCAUAUAUUUUUACUCCACACCAUCCGGUUCAUCUCCACAGCCAGGAAAAAGAAAGAUCCAGUGUUUACAUGCUUAAAUUGCACUUGUUUUACAGCCAGCUCUUUUAAAUCUUGUGAAACAAAUGUGUGUGUGUAAAACUGGAGGAAAAUGUAUUCAAUGUAAAUCACACAAUUUGGAAUAGAUGCACCGAGUGCAUGCUGUAGUUUUUAUCAGGUUCAGCAUAAGCAUUAACAUCAGCCGCCCUUCAGCUACAAAGGAUGUAAAGGAUGCUCAGCAGGAGCGUCUGAACGUAAGCCAUGUGUUUGCACACUGAGUGGGUGUUCCCUGUAUUUUCUCUUCAAUAAGUUGCCUCUGGUUACGGUCUGUUGUCGAUUACUGUGUGAUGAUACAUGCAAGAAGCUGUGCUGAUUCCCAGUUACACACCAGUAUACCUCCCCAGAUUGAAAGAGCAUACCAGGGAGAUUAUCUCAUGUUGAACCAGUAGGUAAGAAAGAUUUUCCAAAUCUUUUUAGAAAAUUGGCAAUGAGAGGAAAAAACCCACAAGACUUACAGCCCAUUUAUUUUUCAGUAUUAAUCAGUAAAGGAUUUUAUUUUUGAUUUCAUUUCUGUGUUCAUUUCUGAUUUGUUGUAUUUGUUGCAUUUGUUAUGGAUUGUUAUUCUUAUACUGUUGUUGUUGUUUUCUCAUAAGAAGGAAAUGUAACUCAUCUGAUAUAUUGGCACUGGAAGAAAAAUGCAUUUGGUUUUUUGUACUGUAAUUGUUUUGUUCACAUUGGGCGCUUAUUUGAUUCAGUUGUUUAAUAAGGUGUUUGGUUUCAUUUGGAGUUUUGGUACUCAUGGAAUCAACAUUUUGUGUAGUAUGAAGUUGUAUUUUUUUUGUCAGUGCAAAUUAAUGUUAUAGUGUCAAUCAGCUUUUUUAGGUGUUUGAACAAAAUGUGUUUUUUACAAAUACAAGGUGUUCAAGUAUGUGGUAUAAAAAGGGUUAUCAUUCAAACAACGGACUUUUUACAAAUAAAGGCUUAUACAGUAAAGAAAGCCAGUGUCUUUUCAUUUGCCCUUUGAGGACUAAUACUCUACAGUGUUUUAUUUGACUUUUUAUCUAUUUAUUUACAGAUAUUAGUCCCCAAAAGGUAAAUAGCAUUCAAUGUUGCAAAAUAAGAGGAUAAAAUCAGGUAUUUACCAUUGCUUUUCCAGGUUGUUGUCAGAGCUUUCACCUCUUGGUUGGUGUUUUGCUUUUGAUAAGGACUGUAGGAUAUGAAAACAGUCCAAACAAAAGAAAAGAACAGAAACACAAUUUGAGAAGAGCAUCUUCUUUUAAUUUGAGUACAAAAAAUUGCGCGUUUAUGAGAAUAUACCUCCUUUCAUACCCUUUUUCCUGAAUAAAGACGC
Molecule: messenger RNA, 80249 nt
Organism: Xyrichtys novacula (pearly razorfish)
Lineage: Eukaryota; Metazoa; Chordata; Actinopteri; Labriformes; Labridae
Source: the annotation of a GenBank genome assembly